CUUCCUGCACUGUGCUCCACGUGGGUUAGUGACAGUGUGGAUCCCCUGUAUACUGUACGCUGAACAAGCUCACAGUCACCAUGGGGAAGAAGAGACAGAAUUCAGCUCCUAUGGAGCAAUCACAAGAGGGAGCAGCCAAGAAACCCAAAGCCAUGGAAGUGGAGUUCACAGGGACUCACUUUAAAUCCAUGUUACAGGAUCCCCAGACUAUCCAGAAAGGUGAGACAGGGCACAGCAUUGGACUUCCUACCUGGAUAUCCACUGUUUAUUUUUAUUUUUAAUGUGAAAGGCUAACCCUUGGAUUACCUAUUUGCACAAAAAGUUCGUUUUAAAGUAUAUCUAAACAUUUUAAAGCACUUGUCCAAACUUUAAUCGCACAGAGUGUACUGUACAUGGGAAAUAAAUUGCUGUAGUGUAUUAUUUCUGCAGGGUGCUGUAUUUAGGAUUGUCAGAUCCACCAUAUGUUUCUGUACAUCCAUAAAUUCUUAAUGUUAGUGGAAAGAAGCACAUGAAAAGUGAUGUCCUGCAAGUCAUAGAAUAUAUAAACUGUAGUACUACCCAUUACUGAUUAGAUUUACUAUCUGUUAGCUCUGAACUCUACAUAGCAGCACGGUUUAUGUGUUGCCCUUCAAUAUGUAUAUGUGUGCAGGGUAGUAUGGAUCACCCAGUCGUAUAUAGCUGUGAUAUGUGAGGAGUAUAAUAAUCUGUGAAUAUUCUGCAGACAAGCUGUCAAUGCCUUGCUACACAGUAAUGACUGACCUAAUACAUGCUUUAACCCCUUAAGGACACAUGACAUGUGUGACAUGUCAUGAUUCCCUUUUAUUCCAGUUUGGUCCUUAAGGGGUUAAACGAGAACCAGCAGAGGAGUUACUUCUAGAAUUUCAAUGCUCCUUCCAUCUUCUGAAUAGUUUGUGACAGUAACUGUCUUGGAAUUAGGCUUUUGUGUAUCAGUUAUAGACAAUUUUAUAAUGAUAAACAGGUAACCAUAAAACACCACAGUGUCACACACGUGAUCGGUAUAGUUAUAUAGUGAAAAAUCCUUAAAAACAAAUGGAAAACCUAUGGACAAUACAAAUUCAGUAUGAUAAUAUAACUACUGGUGGGAUCAAUCUCACAUGAUGCAGAGCCGUAUCGGGCACUGUAUAUUAGGCCCAAGGGUGCCUAUACAGGCUCGACGAAAUUCCAAUAGCCGCACCACAACGAUCCAGUUAAAUAGAUGAUAUAUCACUUAUACAAUAUAUUUUAAAAAAGAACAAAUAAGGUAAUAUGCCCAAUUACGUAGUGCAAUAAUAAAAAAAUUUAAAAAAAUGUCAAAGGUAAAUCCAAAUUUCAUUAGAAGUUCACCGCUGGCACUAUCAAACCUUACAGAAAAGAUUAAGAAUGUGUACUGCACUUUAUUGGAGAAAGGAAACAAUUUGGAUAUUCUCAAUAAAAAUUUGUUGUUUUGUAUUUAAUCAUUAAAACAGCAAAAAAAUUAUUUUAUUUAUUUAUUUUUUACUACCCAAAAUUCAUAAAGACCCAGAGAAUCUCCCCAGUCGACCUAUAGUAUCGGUGGUAGGCUCUCUUCUAAGCCGCCUCUCUGAAUAUGUGGAUAGACAACUUCAACCAUUUGUCAUGCAAUAGCCAGCUUAUUUAAAGGAUUCCAUUUUGAGUGCUGGGGGAGAACUUUUUGCCUUAACACACACUAAAUACUUCCCUAGACCCUUUCUUUUGUGAUUAUAUUAACAAUUUUAUGCUUAGUGAUUUAUAUCCCACUACACAACAAGAGUUAAUUCAUAAACUGAAAUUGUGAAGAAUUGACUAGGAAAUUGCUAAUUGUAGCCAAACUGGAGAAACCCUAACACAGUCAAAAGAAAUCAUAAGGCAAUGCAGGGACUAAAAUUGGACAAAAGGCAGAACUUCCGCAAAUACAUUCGACAAACGAACUGCUCUGUGUUCUGUAUUUUCCCUCUGUUUGACAUAACGUGACAAACAGCUGGAGUUACAUCUGUCAAGUUUUCUCAAAUCCUCCAGACUAAUGAUGCCUGUGAGGAAAAAGGCUUUGUCUACAGAGGCUUCUGCGGCCUUCAUAGACAUCAGUGCUGUACUCUCAUGUAGGCGCGAGCAUACAGCACUAUGUCCUCCUGGCAGAUGAAACAUCAGAAGUUAUCCCAUGGAUAAAGAUGGCAGCAGCUUUAGCGAACAGCUUUAGGUAAGUAAGACCUACCUUCCCCGCAACCCCUGGUGACCACUCACAACCGUCGAUGUCACCAUCAGGGAUCUUUAUAAAAUAUGCUAAGACAUUAUCUGGAAAUCUAUUCAUAAACAGGGCUAUACAUAGGACACGAGGUCACACAUUUAGACCGGAAGAAAGGAGAUUUCAUCUAAGGUAAAGAAAAGGUUUUUUUUACAGUAAGAGCAAUAAGGAUAUGGAACUCUGCCUGAAGAGGUGGUCUUAUCAGAGUCCAUACAGAUGUUUAAACAGCAAUUGGAUAAAUACUUGCAAAAACAUAACAUACAGGGAUAUAAUUUCUAAUUAGUGGGGUAAUAGCUGGACAUCUGACUGCUAUUUUGGGGUCAAGAAGGAAUUUUUUCCUAGUUUGUUGCAAAAUUGGAAGCGCUACACACUAGAUUUUCUUUUGUCUUCUUUUGGAUCAACAGCAAAAACAUAUGUGAGGAAGGCUGAACUUGAUGGACGCAAGUCUCUUUUCAGCUAUGUAACUAUGAAACUCCAGAAAGUGAUCGAACUGUCUUAAUGAAAUGAUAUAUUUAGGAAAAACUGUUUAUAACAAUGAUUUGUUUUUUCUUUUUUAGGCUUGGAACAGUUUUUGAAUCUAUCUAGGGCGCUACCCUCUUCCGAUUUGUAUGAUGUAGUUGAGGGAUACAUCAAGAUUUCAGUGGAAUGCAUCGAAAUUCUGAAAUUAUUAGAAGGGGAAAAACGAAUUGAGAGUGAAGUAAGUUAAUGUUUUAUUUAUAAAUGUAUAAGAAAGGCUGAAGGAGGGGGUCAUUCAUAUUCCCUAGCAGUAUUUUAAUUUGGCCUGUCAACUCACUUGCCAACCCCUAUUCUUAUGCAUCUUACAAGUGUUCUACUAUUCCAUUACACUGCAUUUUUGCUUCUUUGUCAAAGGCCUAGAUAAGAGAACUUUAUAUGGGCAUUUAAAGGAGACACAGAAACAGCGAGGGAGAUUUAUCAAAAUGUUUUAUUUAAAGAAAUAAAAGUGUUGCAAAAAAAUGAAGAGGAGAAUGUUCCUACUGAUUUUAAUGGUGAUAGCCCCACUUUUAGUGUUCUCUAUCAUUUUUCGUUAGAAUACAACACCUUGAUAAAUCUCACCCAUUGUUUUUGUUUUCUCCUCCUUCAGUCCAUUGAGUGCCAUGCCAUGGCUGAACUGGAUUGGAAAGUCAGUGGCUAAAUCUCUAAUCAACAAUUAAAAUGAUGGAGUAAUACAUUGUUCCCUAACUAUAACUCUCGCUAUAGAUGAUUUAUUCAGUGGUAUACCAUACCAAUCUAAAUACACGUACAUAGAGAAAAGAGUAUAACCUGACGCCCAUGGCAAACUUUGCACAAAUUAAUAAGCCUUAAAGAAAAAGAUACCAGUCAGCAGAAGCAAACAUUGUAUGAUUUCCCCAUUUUGGUGUUUAACUAAAAAAAACACAACUGUUUUUAAUUAAAAAAAUAUAUGUUCCCAAUUUCAGCUCAUGUUAAUUUUUCAAGUUUUGGAGGCCAUUUUACUGAGGACAGCAAGUGACCUCUCACAUUUAAACGUAGCUGGCGUGAACAUAGUGAAGCAAAUGCUGAAUACACAUAUGAAAACGUUAUAUGCCUCUCUAUACUCUGUGACGUACAGGUAAAUUCCAUUCUGGGAGACACAUUUGCGAACUUAUAAUCCUCUAAAUGGGUAUAGUACGAUGUUCUUAGCGCUUCCUUCAAAGUGUCUGUCAAAACAGAAAAAACACUAUUGGUCAGUGUACUGAAUAUGGUGUAGUGUGGGCACAUCUUUGUUGUUGUUGUUUUAUUUUUUUUAAUCAAACAAUUUGAGAGCAGACUGAAAAAAUACUAAGACCAUACCCAGCACCCAGAGACUGUCCCAUUCUUCACUCAACUUGAUAAUAGGAAAUUUUACUUUUGCAUUAUUGGUAUCAAUUCCGAUCGUCUUGAACCGUAGGAGUAUGCUGAGACUACUGCUCUAAGCCAUCCCCAGCACUCUCAGCAAGCCAGGAUAGGUUUGAUACUGAUGAAGAUGAAUUGUAAACACAGCAUUUUUAAUUUGACUGAAGGGCAGUCUCACAGUGCUGGCAAGAGUUUUAUUUUUUUGUCUUCUUCUAAAAGGUUUGAUAAAACAUUGCGAACAGGAACCAUAUCAUGUUGGCAAUGUAACUACUAUAAAGAUGUUCUCUUUAAAGGGACACUAUAGUCACCAGAACAACUACAGUUUAUUGAAUUUGUUCUGGUAAGUAGAAUCAUUAGCUUCAGGCUUUUUGCUGUAAACACUGUCUUUUCAGAGAAAAUGCAGUGUUUACAUUACAGCCUAGGGAUAACUUCACUGGCCACUCCUUAGAUAUCUGUUAGAGAUCCUUAAUGGGUCAUGGCUGCUUAAAAUGCAUCCAAACAUUCAGUGUCUCCUCCCUCUGCAUGCAGACACUGAACUUUCCUCAUAGAGAUUAAUUGAUUCAAUUCAUCUCUAUGAGGAGAUGCUGAUUGGCCAGGGCUGUGUUUGAGUCAUGCUGGCUCUGCCCCUGAUCUGCCUCUUUGUCAGUCCUGAUCAGGCCACUACUUCUGCUGAUGUCCACAGGCUGCUUGUUUUUCCAAAUCUAACAGCAUGCAGAGUUACAGCUUCUGACUUGAAUACAGUAAGAUUUUGCUAUAUUUAUGGAGGCAUGUGGGGCCCAGGGGGGCUAUAUGGUGGUUUUAACACUAUAGGGUCAGGAAUACAUGUUUGUGUUCCUGACCCUAUAGUGAUCCUUAAAAGUACAGUUGUUCCUUUUUUUUGUAUAAUAUAUUUUUAAUUUCUCAUAUAGUGCUCUCAUCAAGGACCAACGGCUCUGUACAGAGAUGAACAAUUUCACUGCUAUUAAUAAAUGCUAUAAUACAGUGUAAAUUAAUCAUUGCAUCAGAGAGAAGCACAGAUUAAUGUCAGGAUGUAUGAACUGGGAAGAAUGCUUUAUAAUUUGUCGUAUCACAUGAUAGUAAAUACAGUCAAAUAUAUUUGUGGUUCUACACAAAUUGCUUUUAAAUGUAUAGAUUAGUGGGGAAAAUAACACUGUGCCGGCCACAACACUGGAUUUGUAUAUCCACAUGCUCCCACAUGUUGAGUGUGGUAUCCCAAAAUGCCUGCCGUGCAGCUGCACCCUUUUACAUCAGCAUUGUUUGACAAGUAACAGUGAUUUAAUACACUUAUUUAGUGUACUAAUUUAAGUAAAUUCAACAUUUUUUUUUUAUUUUAUUUUUUUUUGUUGUUCCUUGGAACUGCACAGAAUGUCUCGAAUUUGCCUUAAUUUAUUGUCGGCAAUGGUGACGCAAGGACCAGAGUGCGCCAGGGAUGUUUUUAGCCAUUUUGAUUUCCAUAACAAGUGCCUGCCCUCGUUACUGAAAAAGAGAGACAAACAGGUAAGUGACACUGAUGAAAAUAUUAUGCAAAUGCAUAAGUGUUUGCAUGUUUCUUGUCUUGCUUGUCUUUUUUUUUUUUUUUUUCAUUAAUGUUCUUGGUUUAAACUUAAAGUUUCAACAACAAAAAAAUUCUCGCUUUUUCAAAAAAUAUUUUAAUUUUUUUUCUUUUUUUUUGCGUUUUUGGAGAGCUGUCUUCUUUCAGCAAAUGAUGCCUUGCAAAAACAUGCCAUAGGGUAAUAAGAGAUUAAUAAGUGCUGUUCACUGUGUGUGUGGUUUUAAGUAAAUUUGUUGUACACAUAUAUAUUCAGUCGAUACAUUCAGUCCUCUUUCCAUAUGUUUGCCGUUUGUAACUGUCAGACUCUGAAACUCCAAAUUGUAGCAAAUGAAAAUCUGACUGUUGUUUACUAAACUAAGAGUUUAAAGUAAAUUAGAAGUAAUUUUCAAAUACUAGACCUAAAUAGUCAAACUGGAAGCAGAGCCGACUCUGAAAUCCAGUUUGAAUUCCUUACAAGUCUGACUUUAGUAAAUAACGUUGUCUGUCUAAAAAUAGCUGAACUGUAAUAAAUUAUCUGUCUCGUUUAUAGUCACAGUUUGGCUUCAAUGAUACCAUUUGGAUUCUAAUAUUCUACAGUUCAGCGUUUAUUGACUAGUCCUAUGUGAGUACAGUUUUUUUUUUUUCUCGGUCUGCCCAAGUAACUGUCUGUGUUCCAUUACAGGGGAGACCAGAUGUCCGAAUGGCGUACAUUCAGUUUGCACUGUCCUUCCUAAUUUCUGGAGACAACGCCACUAUUGUUCAAAUCAUAGAACUAAAAGGUAUGUAAAAUGUAAUGAGAAAAAAAACAUAAAUGAAGAACAUCUCUUAUAAUUCUAGCUGGUUUCUUGAUUAUUUGUAAAAUUGUGUCAUAAUUCUCCUUUUGGAAUAUCUGGAGCUCACCACAGGGGAUAUCUGACAGUAUGUAACUAUAUGAGAAAGUGUCCAUUUAUCAUUGAAAAGUUAAAAUUAAAAUGAGUAAUUUUACUUAAAGAAACCCUAUAGGGACAGGAACACAAACAUUCCUGGCAUUACAGUGUUAAAACCACCAUCUACCCCCCCGGACCCUCUUUGCCCCCCCUCCCCCCAAAUAAAGUAAAAUCUUACUUUUGUUCAAGUAUGCAGCUGCUGGCUCUGCCCCUGAUCUGCCUGCUUGGCUGGCAUCAUCAGGAGUGGUGAUCUGAGCCAAUCACAAUGCUUUCACAUAGGGUUGGCUGAGAGUGUCAAGGAGGCAGAUCAGGGGCAGAGCCAGCACAAGCCAAACACAACGGCCAAUCAGCAUCUCCUCAUAGAAAUGCAUUGAAUCAAUGCAUAUCUACGAGGAAAGUUCAGUGUCUCGAUGCAGAGGGUGAAGACUCUGAAUGGCAGUGCUGCACACUGUGCAGGACUGCCCCAGGAAGCACCUCUAGCAGCCAUAUGAGGAGUGGCCAGUGGAGGUAUCCCUGGACUAUAAUGUAAACACUGCAUUUUCUCGGAAAAGACUGAUUCUACUCACCAGAACAAAUAGAAUAAGCUGUAGUUGUUCUGGUGACUAUAGUGUCCCUUUAACGUGACUGGCUAGAUAAGUGAAUUAGAGGUGUAAAAUAAUUAAAAUAGCAUUUUCAAUAUAUAUCCUUCUAAGAAUAGCUGCACACAGUCUUCUUCAUUCAAUGUACUUUUUUCUCCAGAUUCAGUUUUUCAUGUUGUUUUUUUUUCUGCAUUAUAGAUUUUAUUGGAGAUAUUUUUUGUACCGGCAUAAGAGAAGACCGAAUUUCUUCUAUCAAUCUCCUGCUUUCCCUUCUUGAAACUAAAGUACUUAAGUAUUUCCAUUCCAUGCUCUCUUUAGCUACUCCCAUAAAUGUAUAUAGUUGUUAGAUAUCUAUUAUCUUAGAGGGGAGCUAUCACUUCUCUUGAAUUACACCUUUGAAUAUUGAAUAUAUAGUUAUAUUGAAGGGUUUUGCAAACCAAAAACCAAUGUUUUAAGAUAACACCGUUUUUGGGCAGAGUAAACCUUCCUAUCCUUGUCCACCCCAAAAACACAAACAGAAAAUGGCUUAAAACUCACCUAAGUUCCAGCACCAUGGACAAGGUCUUCAGCCAGAUCCUCCUCCACUACAUCACCCCCCCCUCGUUGGAAAGAGAUGGACGUAAGGGAGUGUGGGCGGGGGGAGGACAUGGAUGUGUGAACACUGUAAAUUUAGGUACUCUACUUUAAAUAAGGUAGAUGGAUUACCUAAGAAGAAAGUUUUUUUGACAUCUGAAAUCUGGACAUUUCCUGGCAAUUCUGCUAGUAUUAUAUAGAGAUGUCAUUUGAUUCUCUAUCAUUUGUCAUGACUGGUACUAUUUAAAUCAAAACCACGAUUCAUAUCCAAAGGUUCUAAAGUUCCAAGUUUUCAAACCCCUAACAUUUCACUUUCUUCUCAACACUUCUACACUAUCUAUUUACCUAGAGUCACCAACUUAUAGGCAACUUUCAUUGUUUUAUUUAAGAAUGUGAAUUCCGGAGACGUGGCAGUUCCCCAUUAAAUAUAGAGGAUACGUAAACAAGAUAUUGAAAAUACGGUGAAGGAACAGUUCCACUUUAAAGGGAUUUUUGUGUAAACCGAGAUCACUUAUAAUGCUAUUAAUGUGUUGCAAGAUUACAUGAGAUGUGACAUGUAUCAUGGCACUGUAUAUACAAUAUGGCACUAAAUCAUACAAUAUUUGUUGAGAUAUAUAUAUAUAUAUAUAUAUAUAUAUUUGUGCUCGGAAUUUAAUACGUAACGGAUAGUAUCUGAAAAGGAAAAGUUGGUUGUCGUGUGCCGAAACCAACGUACGAGUUUUAAGCUCUUAUGAAUAUUCUCUGCAUAUUUUGCAAUUUAUAUUCGCCAAUUAAACUAUGAAAAUAUUGUAGUAUUUUUGCAGUAGGCGCUCUUGUCUCCAGGGUAAAGCAGUUAAUUGCUCCUCUCUUCCUGCACUAUAGGUCAUUCACAAUAAAGUGAUUACAAAGACGCAUAAAAUGCGCUUUUUUACAUCGGCAAUUUUAAAGAACAUUGCCUCGCUGUAUCGCUGGAAUGGUAUCGUUGAUGUAAGCACAGAGGAUGUCAAGGUAGGUUCCCAUUCAGGAGCUGAUGUAGAAUUUUUGGUGUGUCGGUAAUUCCAGCUUUUAGAUGAAAGUGCACAUUAUAAAUAUGGGCAGUAAUUAGUAAUAGCGCUAAUUGGGGCAAGUGGCAAAAACAACUUGUAGCGGAUUCUGUACACUUGCACUUGUUUUUUUAACUUUCAUUUUUUUCCCUUUGCUGCUUAUAACUUUAUCUUUUACACAUGUUUAACUCUUUUUUUUUUGUCAAGUGUUUAUAAUUGAGCUAUAUCACCGAUUUCCUAGGUUGAAUUAUUUUUUGAAGUUGUGACUUGAAACCCAUGUGCACAUAAACACUUUUUUUAGCAAUUUUAUAUAUUUUUUUGUGCUGGUUUACUCUCUUUUUUUAAGGAUACCAAAGAUUCACAGGAAGCAGGCAAGAUCAUGGUGAGACAGUUGGUUCACAGUUUCCUUAUGGAGCUCUGCUGUUCUUUGAAACAAGGCAUCAAUUUCUACGAUCGAAGUCUCGGCACAGCUGGAGGGUAAAAUUUACUGCAAUAAGUUAUUUACCCUAAAAGUAUCGCUGGUUUCCAUUCACUGCAUUAUGGCUAUGUCUCACAGGUUUUUACAUGUGCGGGUAAUUCUAAAUUCUGAAAAAGCAAGAUUAAAAAAAUCUAUUUUUAGUUCCCCUAAUUUUUGUAACAGAAGUCUAGCUGCAAUGUUGGCAAUCUUGUACUGUAUUCUGGGAUAGAAAUGUGGUCUAUAUACAAUUUUGUUUUCUCUCUGUCUCUCUCUCAUCAUUUUGCAUGUAAAUGGACUCCUGCCCCAUCAAACAUUACAAAGUAACCUCUGUAUAAUGGAUAACAUAUAGGGCCUUAUAUCUCUGUGUGAAACAAUGUGUCAGGCUGUGUAAAAGGUGUAAUAUGAUAUUUUGUGACUUUGCAUAUCGUGAUGUAUUAGGAUUUUAGGAAGUCCUUUUUUUUUAAAUUAUUUUUGUUUUUUUUUAUUAUAUAAAUCUUAAUUUUUGGUGCAAUUUGAUAUGAAUGUUACACCAAUUCUGUCAAAGCAGUGUGAACAGUUCAAUACAAAGUUUAGCAUUAACGAUAUGGCAUGUUCAAAACUGGUAUUCAUGUACAUUGCACAUUUUUAUGUAGUGGGCUGUUCGGUUAUAAUGGUGUGGAUAUCGAAUGUGGUAUUGACUCUUCGCUGUGCUGGCAACUAUUAGGCCGUUUGUGUUAGGAAUACCUCGGUUCUGGUUCCCUAUAUUACGUGAGGGAUUGGCUAUGGCUGUCUCCUAGUGGUUAUCGGGUAUUCAGUGUUUGGGGUGUGUUAGCGGCCUUGGGUCAUUUCCUUGCGAGGAGUGGGUGCUCCUGUGUGUGUCUAGUAUAGAUGUUGUUGUAAGUGUGCGGGGAGGGAGACAUGGGUAUGUUGCGGUGUAGGUUGGGGGCCGAGGGGGGGGGGGGAUCAGUCCCUUUACUAUGUCUAGGUGUGCUUUUUCCCUGGCUGUGGGGCUUGGGUCCCUGUUACCCUGCAUGUCUUACCCCAUAACCCCGGGGUUAUAGAAGGGGGGGAAGUGGUUCUGGCGAUUCUUGUGGAGGGUGCCUUAUAUGAUGUUGGCAGGUGGUAAGUUGUUGCUUCCCUAUUUUCUCAUAUGGUGAAAAAAAUACCGGUAGGGUACAUUGGUGACAUCAUGGCUGACAAAACAUUUUUUACAAAAAUAAACACAUCAUCAUUAAUUAAUUUCAAUCUGGGUUGGCCUGGCACUGAGGUCCGUUAGGUCGUAGGCCUCUUGUCCCUCCUUAACUCAAGUGUGGGUUUGGCUUUGGCAGUUCGUGCGGGAGUAUGCGGUAGUCCUUGGUUAGUGGUGCUUUGCUGAGGGAUGUCCAAUGCCUUCAGCAGGGCCUGGAUUUCGUCUGGUUCUGUGGCCUUGUAUGAUUUUUCACCUUUAGUGACCCAAAUUGAUCUCGGUGUCGCCCAUCUGUAGGGUAUUCCUUCAUUUUGUAGGAUUUUCGUGAGGGGGUGCCUGGAUUUCCUCCAUAACAAGGUGGUUCUGCUGAGGUCUUGAAAGAAAGAGAGUUGGCACUGUUCAAAAUUGUAUGGUGACUGUCCCUUUAGUGCCUGUAAGAGUCCCAUCUUGUCCGAGAUCGAUUGGCAUCGCAGGAUAAUAUCUUGGGGUGCUGGGGCCUGAGGAGACUUGGCGAUCCUGUACGCCCCGUCGAAUGUAAAGUAUUUAGCUUGCUUUGCCGGCAGUAGGGAGGCGCCAGUCUCCAUAUAAAGUGUGGUAGCUCUAUUAGUGGGAUUGUUUCCAGGACUCCCCGUAUCUUGAUAUUCUUCCUUCGCCCUCUAUCAUCUAAGACAUUCACUUGCCUGCUUGUUUCUGCCUGUAGUUGCUGUACUUGUGCGCCCAGCACCGUCAGACCUUGUUUGAGGUCGAGCAUUUCCUCCUCUGUGGCUUGGGUGCCUGCAGCGAUGGCCUGUACCCCCGUGGUGAGCACCGCCAGGUCUGCUCCCACAUUCUUCGAAGGUUGUGCUGGAGGCCAGUAAGCAUGUCUUGUAUCUCCUGUUUGGUUGCAGGAGCUGUUGCUUCUUGUGUGUGCGAGGUGCUCUUGUAGGCUGAUGCUGGGUUCCGAGGGGAGGCCCUGCCGCCAUAGCCUGAGGGUGAUGCGUCACUCGAGUGUGAGGAUUCCCAUGAGGUUGAUGCUGACGUUUGAGGUUGUAGCAUUAAGCUGAUAUCACGCUGCUUUUGGGAUUUCCUCCCCCUGUCUCCCGCCUGUUGUAUGGUGGGUAGCAGUGCAGACAGGUCGAAAUCACUCCACGUCGGGUAGCCACCUCGGUACGCGAGGGCCAGGUCUCUCACGCGGUAGGCCUUUGGGCCGCGGGUUUUUCUUGCCCGGGGCGAGGAAAAAAGGCAUCGACUGCUGCAUUGUAGUGUUCUGCGAGCGGAUCUGCCCCGGAUGUCCGCUUUGGCGGUAUGUCGUCGUCGCUAUUCUCUAUUUAGAGAGGCAAGCCGCUGGAGCAAUGUGGAAGUGCGACUACUCCAUUGCGCUGCUAGCAUUUAUCGCCUUGUUUUUUUUUAAUGCACUUCUGUUUUUAAUACAUAUUUUUUUAUUUCCAUAUUCUUCAUAUUAUUAUUUAUUUUUUAAUUCCUGUAAUCAGACCGCAAAAUCGGGUGCUCUUGGGAUUCCUUGUUUCUCUAAAAACUGCACCAGAAGAUGACCUGAUUGCUGAGCUCGUGGUAAACAUACUUAAAGUGUGUCCUGACUUACUGAGCAGAUACUUUAAAGAAACCCAGCACUUAUACAUUCCUCGACUCAAAUCUGUUUGGCUGGACAAUAUUAAAUUACUUAAAAAGGUAAGGACCCAAGGAUGCCUUUAUGUACUUUACAUUUCUGUGUGUGAUUUACACCAGCCAGAAUAAUUGUGAGCUUUCUCCCUUUUCAUCAUAACAGAGUAUUUAUUUUAAUUUUAUUUUUUACUCAAAGAUUUAAAAAUCUCACUUUAUUCUUCUCAAUAAAGUAUUUUGAUAAUUAGAAAAAAGUACAUGCAGUUUACAUGUGAUUAUAGAGUAAAAGUCUCUGCUGUAUAUAAAACUAUUAUACUUAGUAAGUGUGUGCUUUGAUCGAAAUCACAUUCAUAUUUAUUGUGUUUUAAUCUUAGUCUUUAAUGAUGAUUUUAAAAAGUAACGGAAAUGCAGGCACUUAUUGGACUUGACCAUUGAUUUACCGAUGAUCAUUUUUGGAAGGUCUUCAUGUGUUUAUACAUUAUUGUAAUGCAUGUACUCUGUAUUUCCAGAUCUAUGAGGAGCUGCCAGCGAUCUCGGUUGCAUUCAGAACGGCAGAGUUUGUUCCCUUCCCUCGCCUCAUGAACAUGGUGAUGGUAACAACUAUGGCACCGGUCUGCAAUAAAGUGUUUUUCACUCAAGGCCUUAAUGUAAGUGAGAUCCAGCUACUUGUAUUUUCCUGAUAGGAACUUAAUGUUUACCUAUUUUGCUUUUUAAAAAAUAUUUAAAGCUUUAACAAAAAAAAAAAGGUGUUUAUUAUGUCCUUCAAUAUCAUUUCACAUAAUGUCAGGGUCCUUGACAACCCUGUUAAACAAAAUAUAUCUUUUGAAUCCUAUAACAGCAUGUGGGCAGGUUUGGUUAUUUUUAGAGGAAGCAUGAUUCCAACAUCCUUUUGCUCCAAAAUACUGGGCUAACGUUCCUGUGCAUAAUACGCUUAAUUUUGUUGUAGAAAAAGAAUUUGCUGAAAAGAAGGCAGGAGAUAUCUUUUGGCACGAGGUUUAGUCCACAGUCAUAAAAUGUUAUUUAAUGUAAAAAUGGAAAUGUGGGAGGUUGCCAACAACUACUGGGGAGGGGUAGAAUUAACAACAAUAUUGGAUGAAAGAUUGAAUUACACCCCAUCCAGUGCAACCAUACAUUGUCACCCUAAUACAGGGGUAGGCAACUUUCAGCACUCCAGAUGGGAUGGACUACAUUUCCCCUGCUGCUUUGCCAGGAUUGAUGACUUAUUUUAAUCUCAAUCUCAGACUUGUAUUUUGCAAUCUGCUAAACGCUAUCCCAUUACACGGUCAGAUCAUGCACCAAUUAAAAUGCUUCUAUCUUCCAUGUCUAAAUCUCCAUCUCCCCUAGGCUGGAGUCUCAAAGAAUUAUUUGCUGCUACACCAUGAGGAUGUUUCUUAAUGAGUUUAUUUCUUUAUAUUUGAUAACGUAUGUCUCUACUGAUGUGUUUUUUGUUUUUUUUUCUUCCGUCUGAUUGACUCAUAAGGCCAUUUGUAAAGGUUUUUUUUUUUUUUUUAUUAGUUUAUCGUUCUCUUUGGGGGAGCAGAAUCAGGAAUGUACAAAUUGAUCUUCACAAGUAGCAUCCGUGGCACACUUCCAUAAAGAAGUUAACGAUCCAAACUUAAGCAAAUAACUUCUCCAUUUAAACUAGUAAUUAAACUCAUUACUUGCAUCAGGAACACCAUCACCUUAGAGCAGGAAUCCCAAGUUCUCCAGUCUCCCCAGGAUGUUGGUGGCUAACAACUCUCAGAAUUCUUUGAAUGCAAUAGGUGGCCAAUGGAUAAACAAAAUAAUUUAACUCCUAAAUGGCAGAGUAUUGAGUAGUGAGACUGUGUGGACAUGAUCUAUACACCAAAACUGCUUCAUUAAGCUAAAGUUGUUUUGCUACCUAUAGUGUGCCUUUAAUUUUUCAGGAAAAUUUUAUAUGAACCACGUUCUACAAUCAUAUUUUAAAUCUCAUUAAACCAAGAGCUGUAUAAUGUAAAUAUUAAUUGCGUAUGCACAUGCCUCAUUUAAUGAGAGUAGAAGUCCUGUGGCUAUUCUCUGGUAAAUAAGUGAUGUCAGAAGUUACAUGUUGUCAGCUUGUGCGCCCUCUCACUGCAAUUGGAAGAUACAUAGCUGAUUGUCUCUUACAGAGAAGGUUACAAAUCUCCUUUGAUAGUGUAAAGAAUAAUGAAUGCAUAAUUUUUCCACUGUUGUAGCUGCCAAACAAAAUAGUGAGGUAUACCACGCUGUCCCUCUUGUGCUCCAUUAUGAAACGAGCCGAACAGAACAUUAAUCAUUGUUUAAGUGAAGAUGUCUGGCAAAAGUCUGAAAUCUACACGCCUGCUGCAAUGUCUGAAUUUGCCCAGAAAUACAGAGAGGCUCUCAGUAAGGUAAGGGCACAUAGCGCCAACAAGAGCUCACUGUAGUUGCACAGUCUCUUCGAAUUCUGUGUUUUAUGUAAAGAGUCCUUCUUAGGAGCAAUCCAUGGGACAAUCUCUGUGGUUACCAUGGAAAUUGCUUCCUUAAUAGGAUUAGUAGCCUAUUUUUGUAUAACUAUUAGUAUACCAAAAUCUCCAAAAAUCUAUUUCUGUGGAACUGAAUAUUAGUGAUGUUAGCUGAGCUCGAUGUUAUUUUUUUUUAAUUAUGAUUUAUUUUAUAGUAUAAUGUGCACAUGGAAGUCUUGGUAGGGAGUUGGUACAUUUCCUGGAUGAAGCCAAUUAGCACAAUUCGAUAGUUGUGAAAUCUGCACACAAAAAAAAAAUAAUCAGAUUUGUUCACUAAACUAGGAAUGACCAGGGAAUUGCACAUUCAAAUGAAAAAUAACAGAAUUGGAAUAAUUGUCCAUUUGAGCAGCUCAGUAACCUGUGGAUUAUAAUUUGCAUAUAUUUCGUUAAUAACGCCAUGUAUGCACUCUGAAACCAAUAUUUGGGUGCAAUUCACUGAUUUAUGUAACUGGAUUUGCUCACAGCUCUUACCAGACAUGAAUACCAUUGUGGCAACCUGGCAGUCACUAUUAAAGAUUGAUGGCACUGAAAUUGGUAACAAGAAGGAAACUGAUGUGCCCGCCAUUGGUGAAACAAACCUAACGUACCAAGACAUUUCAGGAGUUACAGGAGAACAAUACGGUGAGAAACGGAUACAUAUUGGGACAGUAAUAGUGUUGGUAAACUAGGCUGCCAUGUUUCAUUUGUUUCGAACAACAAGCUUUCAUCAGGACUCUUAAUUGUGAUGUUAAUAUCUUUAAGCCAUUUAGGUCUUACAGGGGAAUCAUUCAUUUCCAGUAUUUUUAUGAUUACGUUUACUUAUUCCCCAUAUUUGCACGAUCUGAAAAAUAAAAUGUGGGGUCCACGUUGUUGUAUCUUGCUCUAGCCUGGAACUGAGCGACACUAUCCCCGUCCGUCAUGGUUCUAAGCUCUGCCCAUUGCUCCUGUCAGGUGUAAUAAAGAGAGGAAGACAAACAGAACCAAUGUUUGUUUCUUCUGCUCCAAUGCAUAGUGUGCCGGGACCAAACUGAAAUGGGAUUUACAUCUUCAAAGGGGCACUCCAGGUUGAAAGCUACAUUUUUAAUAAACAUGAUGUGUUAUCAUAAAAAUGAGCAAUCAGUACUCUGUUGAAAUAGCUUAGAACAAAGUGACUAAUGAUUUUAUUGUUGCAAAAUCCAAGAGUCUCUACUCCUUUCCAAUUCCUCUAACCCUUUCCACUGGACGUGUGGAAGCACUGUUCACUAUCAUUAAUUUCCUAACUCAGCCUAUGUGAUCCUGUUUUUAUUUUUUUGUGGUUGUCCCCCUACCUCUCUUUGUGCUUCAUAUUCUGUUGGUUUUUUUUUUCCGCCCUUCGCAGCUGCUCUUUAUGGCUGUUCUCAAUCAUCACUGCCUCUCUUGUUAAACUAAUCAUUGCAUUUUGUUAGCAGUCCCUCCCUUUGCAUUGGUUAUGUUUUGUAAUGUGGGACAGUCUUAAUUCUCUUUUUUCGUUACAGGUUCUGAUGAUGCCCAGACCAUUCUGCUCAAAGCGACACUGCUGCAGGUCCUAUGUCUAUAUCAGAGAGUGGUCCCACACCUGGUGACACAGAGCAAUUUUGAUUUUGGCAAACUUCUUAAAGGUAUAGUAUUCGUGGUUAAUGGUUCUAUUUAAAUGUUCGUUAAUAUCUAGAACCUGUGGAGAAAAUACCAUUUCAACUUCCCCGGCAGCCAUUGUUUUCUUUUUAUAGUUGCUGGUUCUAUUUUUUUCCUUCUAGCCUUGACUUUUUGUCUUUGGAUACACCUUUCAUACCUCAACGCACCUAUUUCUUCCCUUACAAAACAUACUGAAUUCAUUUCUCUGUGUGUAUCACCUGCUCUCUGCUGCUCCACACUGUUUUGUUAAAUGGCACUGAUCUGAAAUUUUUUAUUUUAUUUUAAAGGAUCACUAUAGUGUCAGGAAAACAAAGCGGUUUUCCUGAUGCUAUAGUUCCCUGAGGGUGCCCCCACCCUCAGGGUCCCCCUCCCGUGGUGCUGAAGGGGUUAAAACCCUUCAGCAGCUUACCUUAAUCCAGCGCUUGGCUCCCUCGGCGCUGGUGACCUCUCCUCCCCGUCCGACGUCAGCUCCCGGACGUUCUGCACGUUGGAUGCGAAAUUCGCUUUCAGCGUCGCAGAUGCGCCUCUAGUGGCUGGAUUAACCACUAAUGUAAACAUAGCAGUUUCUCUGAAACGGUUAUGUUUACAUCUGAAGGGUUAAAACCUUAGGGACCUGGCACCCAGACCACUUCAUUGAGCUGAAGUGGUCUGGGUGACUAUAGUGUCCCUUUAAGUCGAUGCUGUCUUGUUUGAAUGAUGCCCCCACAAUUCUUAAUUUAAAAUUAUUCAAUUGCAAAAAUCAAAUCACUAUUAUUUGCAUUAUGCAUAUAGUGUCUUAAAGGUUUAUAUUUUAACUCUACAACGAUGACAAUCUAUGCCAUUUUGGCAGGCAGCUUUUUGGAAUCCCUAAAGAUAAACCAUAGUCCGCACAAACAUGGGUAAUCCUCAAAUAAGUCACAGAUAAAAAUGGAAAUAUGAAAAAAAAGAAGUGCACUUUUAUUAGUAAAAAAUAUAUAUGUAGACUAUAAGAACAUGGCAUCAAGCUGUCAUGGCAGCCCACAUAAUUACCUGCCGUAAUGAGGGCUGACAUGGCAGUUUGAGGCCAUAGUCUACAUAUAUAUAUUUUUACUUAUAAAAGUGCACUUUUCUCAUAUUUCUGUUUUUCUCUGUGGCUUAUUUGAGGUUAACCAUGUUUGUGCAGACUAUUGUUUAUCUUUUGGGACUUAUCGUUUAACAUUGCAUGAUUUUAAAAAUCUGAAUCACGACUGGAACAUAUCCUCCCCCAACUCCCCCCCCCCUUUUUUUGUUGUUGCAUUUUUACAUUUUUUUAUUAAUAUUAUUUUACUCAGAGAUGCGGCAACCCUUGUGAAAGGGAUGACGUAUCCAUUCACUACAAUUUGCUGUGUAUAAACCCAAUGGCCGGUCUCGUCCGUUUAUUAAAGAGACACUAUAGGUAUCAAAAUAACUUUAGCUUGAUGAAGCAGUUUCAGCUAUAUUAAUCAGCUGAAUUAAUUUGUUGUGAUGUCACGGGCUAUGAAAGAUGCAUACUUGUGGGUAGUGGGGAACGCCACGUUUGAGUUGUUUUCAUUCUUGUGUGUGUAUAUUGUGACUAGUUGUAGUCUAUACCUGACAUUAGAAGUAGGUAUACAAUAUCUCACAAAUUUAUUUGUGCCCUUUUAUGUUCUUUUUUUUAAUUUUAUUUUUUUAUAUAUAUAUGUAUUUUGUUCAAUACUUUCCAGGUAUUGUAAAUGAGAGCGGUAUUAGGGAAGAGGUGCCUCCAGUCCUCCAACAACAUAUUCUCCAAGUGGCUCUUGAACUUCCAGCUAACAAGUUUUCUUGGUUCAAAUUUCAGGUUUGUUAAUGUCUGUUGUUUUCCUUCUUUAAAUGUCCGCUUAUAGGUCACUCAUCCUCAGAUAGGCGUUCCUUGAUAUUAUUGAUAAUUAUAAUAUUUAAAUAAAAUCGCUAACAUUCCCUGCUUCCGUUUUACUUUUUACAUGGAAUUCAUUUUUUUUUUUCAGAAUGUGCCGGACAUUUCUGGGGAGAAGUCUGUGUUCUAUCUGCUUCUGAAAAUGUUUGUAGCGUGUAACAAACCACAGCUUAAAAAUUGUACGAGACUACUGAUCAUAAAGGUGAAUGUUUGCUUGUGUUUGUGGUAUUAAUCACAUAUGUGUUUCUAUUUAGACAACAUCAAGACAGUGAUAGUUCAACAUACAAGCAUUUUUCAGCUGACAUACUCCUGUUUGUGUAUUGUAUUCACAGUCACAGACCCAAAGCUGUAUGUAUGCAGAUAUUGAUAUUAAAAGGACACUAUAGGUACCCAGACAACUUUCAUCUCCUUGAAGUGGUCUGGGUGCAGUGUCCCUGUUCCCUUAACCCUGCAAUGUUUACUUAGUAGUGUUAAGUCUGCCUCUUGUGGCUGUCUACCAGAGGUGCUUACUGUAGUUUCACAAAGUUUGAUCCUGAAACAAUGCUUGACGUCCUCAAUCUAUUCAUGAGGACAUCCGGCAUGUUGAAAAAAAGCAUUAAUGCUUUCCUAUGGGGAAAGUCUAAUGCCCACAUGGUGCUCACCCUCCAUCGGUUGAUGGAGGAGGAGCCUGACUAAGUACUGUGGUACAUAGGCACUUGAAUCUGUUAAGGUUUUUUUUAACCCAUUACAUUGUGUGGGGUGGGGGGAGCAGAGGGUUUCUAUAGUAUUAGGAAUACUACUUUGUAUUCCUAACACUUUAGUGUUCCUUUAAUUUGAAUAGUGUUGGUGACUAUAAAUGUAAUACUUGAAACAUUUACUAAACUGUGUAAGACUGGAGAGAGAUCACUCUCAUAAUACAUCCUAUAGCAUUCUGUGCAGCCUCAUUUCAAAGCUCGUGAGUCAGGGUUAUCAGUGAAUUUGCAUUUCUCCAAAGUUUUGUCUGCUUUAUUAAUAUACCCCUCCUCCUCCCCAAACAUUCUGCUUUAAGAGUCAGUCCGUAUGCGGAUCGAUCAAUCCGAAUUCCAUUUGGAGCUGUUUUGACCUGUCCUCCGUGUUCAUGUGAAUGAAGCGUAUUGGUCAUCAUUGUAUUCAUUAAACCUUUCUAGAUACUCCGUGACAGUGGAGUGUUUGAUUAUACCUGGAAAGAGCUGGAUCUUUGGCUGGUGCAUCUCGAUAAAGUAGAAGAAGACUCCAAGGAAACUGUGAUCCAGUUUUUAGAACAGGUAUCGUGUGCUCGUUUACUUGCAUGUUUUAUAAGUAAUUUGCAGCUUUUUUUAGAGCUUGUGAAAGAAAUAUUGCAAGGAUUGAAUUAUGGUUUUAAAACAAAAAAAAUUGGCAUGAUGAGAUUUUCACUUCUACCGCUUACAAACAUAUACAUUUUGUAAUAAAGUGCAUUCCCUAUACUUUUUAACUAAGAGCAUGUUGACUUUUUUCAUCAAACCGUUUUAUCAUGAACCUUGGUUAAAAUAGUGAAUAUUUCGUCGUCUUUCACAUGUUUUGUUUUAAAGUCAUGUUUAGCAUACACCAUCAUGUUUUAGUUAAGGGGUUAAAUCACUAAGAAAAAUGAUUUGGGGGUCCUGAUGAACUUACAUGUCGAAAUGGAAUCCCGUUGGACACAUCACAGGUAGUCAAAGUGGCAGUCUAAGCACCAAAACCACUACUGCCUAUUGUAUUGGUUAUAGCACUAGCAGUCUACUGGCACAUCCGUGUCAAAUCGUUUGAGAGGUUUGACACAAAUCAUGCCAUGGACACCUGUCCAAUGUAUUGCUAAUAUAGAAUUUACACGUCCACAUUAGCAUCAUCGAUUUAUUUUUAUUUCCCUUUUCCAUAUAUGCAUCAUCUCAUUAUUCACAGUAUAAUAACUACAGCAGACUUUAGUAGUUAUGGUGCUUAGACUGCCCUGACUGCCCUAGGGAAUAUUACAGACUUAUAUAAAAUCUCUCUCCAUAGUGGCACAGAUAUGUAUACUUGAUAUUCCAGAGUGGGUACCCAUGGUAAACUAGUAAGGCCUGUCUGUUCAUCACUGUGUGUAUCUUACAUACUUUUAUGUAUCAAGAGUUGUGUGUGCAUAUUAUGUGCACGAUAUCUCUGUGUCCUUGUGAGUGUUCUGUCAUAAAUUCCAUCCCAUUUGCUCCAGCAAAUAGCUUUAUUUAUUCCUUGUAUUUAAUCUGAUUGCUUCAUUCUGUUUUUAGAUUUUAAGUAAACUGGUGAUCAAGCCUUACCAGUAUGCUGACAAAGUGUCUGAUCACGUCCAAGAGGCCAGCAUACUGCAGAGCAGCAUCAACAAACAGGAUUCAGAAACUGCCAGUAUACCCAUCUCACACAUUGACGGUGGGUCCCUGAUAAUUGAAAAGCACAAAUCGGACACUGUGUAACCAAAAUGCAGUCAGUCCCUAAUACUCCUCCUGCAGGGAUCAUACACUACAUAGCCCUCUCUGUCAGCAUUCUGUCAGUCCGUAAUACUCCUUCUGCAGGGAUCAUACACUACAUAACCCUCUCUGUCAGCAUUCUGUCAGUCUGUAAUACUCAUUCUGCAGGGAUCAUACACUACAUAACCCUCUCUGUCAGCAUUCUGUCAGUCUGUAAUACUCAUUCUGCAGGGAUCAUACACUACAUAACCCUCUCUGUCAGCAUUCUGUCAGUCUGUAAUACUCAUUCUGCAGGGAUCAUACACUACAUAACCCUCUCUGUCAGCAUUCUGUCAGUCCGUAAUACUCCUUCUGCAGGGAUCAUACACUACGUAACUUUCUCUGUCAGCAUUCUGUCAGUCCGUAAUACUCCUUCUGCAGGGAUCAUACACUACGUAACUUUCUCUGUCAGCAUUCUGUCAGUCCGUAAUACUCAUUCUGCAGGGAUCAUACACUACAUAACCCUCUCUGUCAGCAUUCUGUCAGUCUGUAAUACUCAUUCUGCAGGGAUCAUACACUACAUAACCCUCUCUGUCAGCAUUCUGUCAGUCCGUAAUACUCAUUCUGCAGGGAUCAUACACUACAUAACCCUCUCUGUCAGCAUUCUGUCAGUCUGUAAUACUCAUUCUGCAGGGAUCAUACACUACAUAACCCUCUCUGUCAGCAUUCUGUCAGUCCGUAAUACUCAUUCUGCAGGGAUCAUACACUACAUAGCCCUCUCUGUCAGCAUUCUGUCAGUCCGUAAUACUCCUUCUGCAGGGAUCAUACACUACAUAACCCUCUCUGUCAGCAUUCUGUCAGUCCGUAAUACUCAUUCUGCAGGGAUCAUACACUACAUAACCCUCUCUGUCAGCAUUCUGUCAGUCCGUAAUACUCAUUCUGCAGGGAUCAUACACUACAUAAGCCUCUCUGUCAGCAUUCUGUCAGUCUGUAAUACUCAUACUGCAGGGAUCAUACAUUACAUAACCCUCUCUGUCAGCAUUCUGUCAGUCUGUAAUACUCAUUCUGCAGGGAUCAUACACUACAUAACCCUCUCUGUCAGCAUUCUGUCAGUCUGUAAUACUCAUUCUGCAGGGAUCAUACACUACAUAACCCUCUCUGUCAGCAUUCUGUCAGUCCGUAAUACUCAUUCUGCAGGGAUCAUACACUACAUAGCCCUCUCUGUCAGCAUUCUGUCAGUCCGUAAUACUCAUUCUGCAGGGAUCAUACACUACAUAACCCUCUCUGUCAGCAUUCUGUCAGUCCGUAAUACUCAUUCUGCAGGGAUCAUACACUACAUAACCCUCUCUGUCAGCAUUCUGUCAGUCCGUAAUACUCAUUCUGCAGGGAUCAUACACUACAUAACCCUCUCUGUCAGCAUUCUGUCAGUCCGUAAUACUCAUUCUGCAGGGAUCAUACACUACAUAGCCCUCUCUGUCAGCAUUCUGUCAGUCCGUAAUACUCAUUCUGCAGGGAUCAUACACUACAUAGCCCUCUCUGUCAGCAUUCUGUCAGUCCGUAAUACUCCUUCUGCAGGGAUCAUACACUACAUAACCCUCUCUGUCAGCAUUCUGUCAGUCCGUAAUACUCAUUCUGCAGGGAUCAUACACUACAUAACCCUCUCUGUCAGCAUUCUGUCAGUCCGUAAUACUCAUUCUGCAGGGAUCAUACACUACAUAAGCCUCUCUGUCAGCAUUCUGUCAGUCUGUAAUACUCAUACUGCAGGGAUCAUACAUUACAUAACCCUCUCUGUCAGCAUUCUGUCAGUCUGUACUCAUUCUGCAGGGAUCAUACACUACAUAACCCUCUCUGUCAGCAUUCUGUCAGUCUGUAAUACUCAUUCUGCAGGGAUCAUACACUACAUAACCCUCUCUGUCAGCAUUCUGUCAGUCCGUAAUACUCAUUCUGCAGGGAUCAUACACUACAUAACCUCUCUGUCAGCAUUCUGUCAGUCCGUAAUACUCAUUCUGCAGGGAUCAUACACUACAUAACCCUCUCUGUCAGCAUUCUGUCAGUCCGUAAUACUCAUUCUGCAGGGAUCAUACACUACAUAGCCCUCUCUGUCAGCAUUCUGUCAGUCCGUAAUACUCAUUCUGCAGGGAUCAUACACUACAUAACCCUCUCUGUCAGCAUUCUGUCAGUCCGUAAUACUCAUUCUGCAGGGAUCAUACACUACAUAAGCCUCUCUGUCAGCAUUCUGUCAGUCUGUAAUACUCAUACUGCAGGGAUCAUACAUUACAUAACCCUCUCUGUCAGCAUUCUGUCAGUCUGUAAUACUCAUUCUGCAGGGAUCAUACACUACAUAACCCUCUCUGUCAGCAUUCUGUCAGUCCGUAAUACUCAUUCUGCAGGGAUCAUACACUACAUAACCCUCUCUGUCAGUCCGUAGUACUCAUUCUGCAGUUAUAGGGACACAGUCAGCAUACCUAUCACAAACUGGAACAGGGUUAUCUGAUAAUGUGAGAAUUCAAGGUUAUUUCAAAGUAAAUUUCAAAUUUCAGGCCAAGAUAGCCGAACCGGCAAAAUUCAGUCAGCUAUGCUGCAGCUCAGAUAUUUUGGCCUUAAAUGUAACAUUCACUUUCAAUUCACAUUGUCAUGAAAUACCUUUUGUAAUUUUUGCAGGAUUUAGUGUUUCAUAUUUUAAAAAUCAAAAUUGCGGAUCACCUGUCACUUCGAAUAGGUAGUUUUAAUGAUUAUUCUAUGUGCAAAAAAAGUUUAGUAUUUUAAUCACCAUGCACCUUUCUCCCUGUCUCAGAUGUUCUGGACAUGGUGGACGUCCUAGUCGAGACGAGUGAAGGACUAGAUGAACAGAUUGGGGUGCCUCUGGAUGAAGACCUGAUUCUUCUGACGUUUCCGUUUAGUGCUGUUGUCCCAGUGGCUUUGGAAGCUCGCAAUAGACUGCUUGGCAAUGAGGAGGACGGGAAUGGUAUGUCUUGUGACAGUUCGUGUAUAUUUUUUGUGUUUUUUUUUUAUUUUAUUUUUUUAUAUACACCUCAUUAGCCUUCUCCAUGGUUUCCUUUAAAGUUCUCCUUGACUUCAAGCUAUUUAGAGUUAAUUAUUUGUGUGUACUCCACUGAUUUAUUCAACAUUCUGCACCAAUAUUCUGUCCACCAUAUGUGUUUAUCCCACUCAGAAACGUUUCCCUGUGAAACAGAUAUUUUGUAACUAGCUUUGCUAGACACAUGGUCGUGGCAGAAGACAUAUUGCAACGCAAUCCCAAUUAGGAAACUGUUUGGCAUUUAUGAAAGCUCUAUAUAGUUUAAAAAAGUAGGACUGUCCGUUUUCUGAAAGUGACACUUCCUUGUUGUCUCGCUCCCUGUAAAUGCUGUUGAAUUUGUUUACCGGGAUAAAUAGUGCUGUGGAGGUAAGUUAAAAACAUACUUGCUUCCUUUUAUAUUUCUGUAUGGAUGUAGAAUUCAUGCCGACUUUGACUGUGCAUACGCGAGUAUCCUUCAGUAGUGCCAUAUGUGCGCAUUGUUUGGGAUAAUUAUUAGGGUUUAAUAGAAUUCACAUCCAACGUCUGGCAUGAAAAAAAAAAUAAGUAUAACUUUUGAGAAUUUUGAAGAAGAAAAAAAAAAGCACUGUAGUAUUGACCAUUUUACACUGUGUAUAUUGAUACGAUUGUUUUACUUGUACAAUAUUUUCUUCUUAAAGUGGAAGAGAUUUGGCUGCUGUUCAUUUACAGCCCAGGCGCAGCCAUUUCCAGUCUAAUCUUGCGAUGAUCACAUUCAUGUGAAAUAUCUAGGACCCAUUUAGCUCCAUGUGUUUUCAAUUUGGUUUAUAUUAAUGUACACCUCAUAAGAUUUUUAUGGGUUGAAUAAAAAAAAAAAAAAAAUGAGCUGCAUGAAGGUGAAAAGACGCCUUCAUAUUAUAAUUAUUUUUUUAUAUUUAUUUUUUUUAUUUUUAUUUUUUACAUGUACAUAUUUGAUAAUUUAAUCUCCCAUGAUGCCCAAUGGGAAUCUCCCUCUGGUUUAUCCCUCGUGUUUCUGCUUGUGUUUUGUUCCCCAGAUUGGGCUCUUCGGUACCUCGUAUCCGUUCUGACUGAUAUACUUCACAGCCAGAGAGACCCUCUCGCCCUCUGCCUACUGAUCCAGUCUUAUGAUAAAGAAUUACAGAUCCUGGGUACAAUCGCCUCAAAGUGUAUUUUGCUUGGGCAGUUUUAUGAAUAUUACGCGCUCUGGAUACCUACAACAAACAAAGAAGCUCUGGUAUGUGAGGUGUAUAUAUUAGUGUGUAGUGCUAGAAUAGUUUCCAAGUUGCUUUGUCACUUUAAACGGUCCAGAAUCUGCUGAUGUUCUUUAUAUGGGCCUGAUAUGCAGUGACCCAUCCAUAGCUUUCAGAAUUGAUUAUAGUGUAGCCUUGCAGUGUUUUGAGUUUUUGUUUUUUUCUGGAGGAGGCCUUUUUGCGUUGGAUGUUUUUUUGACCUUAUUACUAAUCUAAAUUACAUUGUCAUUCUUUUCACCAGAUUGUUGAGAUCCCCGACAUUCCAGCAUUGACAGUUAAGAUGGUGUGGGAUAAAAUGGGUUCUUGGGUCAUCAUUAGUAUUUGAGUUACUAUCAAUACAAAGAAUAGAAGGAGCAAAUUAGACCCUGGGCAAAGUUGAGAAGUGUUUUUACUGGCCUGGAUUUUGAGGAGGCAAGGUAGGGGGUGGGGCAGUCUAUGGGCUCCUUUAAUGUGGAGUUUUGUCACAAUCAUAUGACAAAUGAUCCGUUGGCAGCCUUUCUUGUAGCACUUUGUUUCACUGUUUCAGAGAUAUCUAUUAAGUCCCUUUUCCAAGUUGUCAAACUUAGAUGACAGCUUCUCUCUGUACAUCCUGUCAAAAUAUUAUUUAAAAAGUACUGGUAAUUUACAUUCUAAAAUCUUAAUGUUUUCAACACUAUUGCAGUUUGAUGGGCUUGAUGACUCUGCAAAGGAGAUCCAUCUGUUUGAUGAGGCUUCUUAUUCCUCGCUGCUGAAGAAGACGUUUGUAGCGAGUGGCCCUUCGGAGGGUCACACAGAGGAGAUGUUAAAAGAAGCGGCCUCGCGAGUUACCCUGGAGGAGCUGCCACUAGCUGUGAAGCAUACUUUGCUUUGCUUAAAAUCUACUGUGGACGACUUUAGCAAGGUUCCUUUCUCCUUGUUAUAUAAGGACACUUUAUUUCUUUUUGCGUGGAAUAAUUAAUGUCACACAUUGCUGUCCACUUAUCUGCUGUGUGUUUAGGGCAGACAUGUUGGAUUCCUAUCUGCAUAGUAAAGACAAAAAGGAAUUGGGGGCACACCCAAAACAUAAAUUUUGCAGAAAUUGUACCAUAGUGCUAAAUGAGCAAAAGGUUUAGAGACCCCUUUGUGUGAAUCAGAUCUUUGAUACAGCAAGUAUGUAAAAGACCGAUUUUCUUACGCAGAGGAAAAGUAACUAUUAAAUCAGAGUAAUCCAGUAAUAAUAGACAGUGAUAACAUAUUAGACAAUGUACUUUGCAUGUACGUAACUGAUUUAGAGACCCCUUUGGAUGUAACCAUAGGUAUAUAUUUGGGGAGGUUUUGGAUAGUGAUGUCACUUUAAUUAUAGUUUUCAUAGAGCCGAUAUAUAAUAUAAGCAUUGUAAGUAUAUACAUUAAAGCACUAUCACUUCAAUUGUUUAGUUUUGACACUGUAUUUUAUUACUACAUUUAUCACAUCUAUUUUGCAUUCUAUAUAUUCACAAUGUUCUUACAACAGAUUAUUAUAAAACACUUAUAGGCUUAUUUAGCACUAGCUUGUUUAGGUGCUGUGAAGUAGUGGUGGGGUUAACACAAUAUGGUCGUACGGUGGAACAGAAUCCCUAUAUUUGUUUGCCGAUGUGAUUUUAGGUAGCCUUGUAGAAUUUAAAAAUAUAUUUGUAUAUGUGCGCUGUUUCUGAAUUUCUAUUUCCAGACACAGGUGAUUAGAGAGUCCCACUGCAAUUUGUUGUAUUCAUUUCUUUGACUCUUAGAAUGCAGGAGUUAGGCAUUCUCCUGGAUCAAUGAUCUGUUAUGGGACUGGUUCCAAAGGUUCUAAACGCAUGCCUGAUCGUGUUCUUGUUUUCCAGUUUAGGAAAUCUUCUGGAGCCAAUCUGGUCAGAAUCUUCUUUGACCUUAUACUUGAUCUUUUGCGUAGCUAUGAGUUCACAAAAUCCAGCCAAUCGCAAACAGAGGAAGAGUUGAAAACUGAAUCUGAGCUCUUUGUGGAUAGUUUUGCAAUAAGUGAGCUGGCAUCUCAGGAUAAUACGGUAAUAUGGCUUUGUAUAUUAGAUUUAAAAAAUAAAAAUGUUUUCUUAAUACAUGCCACUGUUGUUAGGUUUAACCUAUUGUAUAAUUGCUAUUGUAACCUUUUCUGUUCUGAUGGGAAGACCUUUGUAUUCCUGGCACUAUAGUAUCCCUUUAAUCAAUAAUCAUAGAACUAUAGGUAUCAGUCUCAAUACCAUUUUCACAGGAUAUUAAUGUAGGCUAAUUUCCAUAUUGCACACUGAAGGACCUGUUGGUACAAAAAAGCGGUCUUCUCGUCACCAAUAAAGUUUAGGAUAUGUCUUUAUCUAAUUAUAGAACCUAUAUGAUAUCUUAGAGCCUCAGAGUUGUUCAUCACAUUUUACCAAUUACAUAUUUUCUAUGUUCUAGAUCCUUUGUGAUGUGCUGACUGUUCUUUUCCGACAUCCCACUUUGGAACAUUGGUUCUUGGCUGUGGAACGCCAGUCUACCCCAGCACAUAAUUUAAACCCGGUCACUGUUAAACUGCUUUCUUCUAACUUAAAUCAAGGUGUGAUACAAUUGCUGAAAUACAGUGCCCUUCUACUUCAAGAAAACAAUAUCCUUCAUUUGGCAUCUAAAUAUUUUGAUGCUGUCUCUCAAAGUGUCUUAAAAGAACUUGAGUUGGUCAGUAAGAUCUCAAACAAGAUAUCUCCUCAGUUGGAAGCCCUUCAGAACUUUGCUCCUUACAUGGAAACAGUCCAACUGAAUGACAUCUCCCUGGCUAUUCUGAAGCUCCCCAAUGAAUUCCUUCUGGCUAGCAAAGACGAAGAGCAGUUGAGCAAAUAUGGAACCGUAUUGGUCCAGCUUAUCAAUGAGUAUCGCCAGAGGAACCAGCAGCAAGCAGAUCUGGCCACCUCCAUAGAACACGUGAGAGGAGUGAGUCGACUGUUGUCAACAUCUGCAGCUGGGGAGAUUGAAACUGUCCUCUACGAGGCUCUUCAAAGUGAACCAACACUUUCUUACGUUUUGGGGGUCAAUGUAUUGGACCAUUGUCUCAAACAGAUGACGGAGACUUGUCUCCGCAUUGCAGCUCUGCUCAUUCAGCACAGCAGGACACACCUUUUGCAGUUUGAAAUAUGGUUGCUAAAUCCUAGGACAGGGAAGAUUUUGAGAAAAAAUAUGGAGUCCUGCUUGCCGCUGAUCGGGGAAUAUCUGAAAUACAGCGAAGACUUCAAAUUUACACGGCCGACUAACGGUAAGUGUCAUAUGUAUUUAAGGCUGAUUGUUCUGAAGAUUAUUUUAAACUUGGACAUUACUAAAGUUAUUGUAUAAUUAAAAUAAUUUUUAUUUUGCUGCUGGAGUGUUAAAAUGUGUUUUAUUCAGAGUGCGAUGUGUCCAUUGGUUUUGGUUAAUAAACAUAUGAAAGCAUAUUGUAUUUGAUAUAUUGCAAGGAGACUUUAGGUCCAGUCCUUCUGGCUUUUGUCCUACUGUUUCCAUGUGGUGUGUCAAAAUCCUGGGAUCUAUUGCACCAAAAACCCUUUCCUUCUACCCCCACCAUGAUAAUGCUUUUCUUCUGCUUUUACAUAUGCAAAUCCAUCUAGGUUGUUCUGUGCCAGUAUACGCUACAAGCCUAUGUGUAGAAUGUAUUCUCCGAACAUGGUGUGUUUAUAGGCUAUUUGUCUGUUUUCAUAUUGCACAGGGUUAUCUCAGACUUGUUCUUAUUUGUUAUUUUGUAAUUGUUUUUUUGUUUUGGUUUUUUUCCGCAGUGUCCUCUGCAGUUCUACGCGUUAUGAAAGAUGUCUUCUGGAACAGGCUGGAGAAGGUCUCGCUAAGCUCAGAAAAAACGGACAACUCCCAAAACGCUGUUGUGCUUUCCAAGCUUGUUAAAGUGUCUGAACCCGACCAGUUAAAGAUAAUUAUGGACCAACUCCCUGAUAUUUUGCAGCAAUCUUGGAAUCAGGAAAAGUAUGCUUUCAUUCUCCAUUUAUGUUUGUUACCGAAAUAACUUUAAACUGUUACUCCAACAUAUUUUGAGAUAUAAAAAAAUAACAAAUUCUAUAUUGGAACAAAUCAAAUAUAUAUAUAUUCAAUAAUUUUCAUUAGGUUCAUUAGGCUGCCAGCAAAAAAAAGUGCAAAUACAUCUGGAAUGUGUAAUGUUUCAAGCACAUGUUUCACUGCACAUAGCGAUUUCUUCCUCCAUCACCACUUCAAAAAGCAGAAGUGGUCAUGGACAUUAUUCUUGGUCAUGGAGUUAAUCUUUAACAGGAUUCAGCUGAACCCAGAGGGUUAAACUUCAAAUAAUGAAAGGAAACAAGCGUAUAACAGGGAUUAGAUACAGAGUAACAUAAACACAAGAUUCUGUAACAGAAUGUCAUGAAACGGAUAAGAAAGAGAGCUGGCAUAAACUGUAGACUUGAAAUAGCUCCACCUGCUGUUUGAGCAUUCUACCCGAUGACUGAUAUUUAUUUAUUAAAUUGAAAUUUAUGUUUCUAAAUUUGUUUAGAAUUUUAGCCUUCUAUGAAAGUUUUUUUGUUAUUUGUUGUGCUGUUGCAUUCUGAGUAUUGCAUUUCCUGGUAAAAUAACAUUCUUUGCUUAUUGCGCAUGCUCAAAUUUGUCAUGGUUUUGUGAGAGAGAAAAAUUAAGUUUUGUCAAAUUGCCACACAGGAAGUGAAAAACCUUAUCCUGUUCAGCUGAACCUAUCCCAGAAAUUACUUGUUUCUUUAUUGCUUUUUGUGACUUACUCCACCUGAACAUAAUUUAAUCGACAAAUUUGCUAGUUUACCUUGUGCAAUCAAUGUAUGCUUACAUUGUGUAAAUGUAUGUCCCACCCACUGGAAGCUUGCCGUCAUUAAAUAGGUUCCAUUUUCACAUAAUAACACUGCCUUAUAAUGCAGGCUGUUUUGUUUUGUUAAAAUAAUGAGGUGCAACCCCAUUUCUUAAGAGAAGGUAUUGGAAUUAAUAGCAGCAAAAUCUAAGACAUAAAUAUUAUUUGAAGCCAGAGUUAAAAUCUCCUUAUUUUGUUUAAUCUGUUUCCUGCAGAUGGGUUUUGGCUGAAUCUGUCUCACAAGCCACCACAAGUUCUGUGACCCUGAUCUCUUCUUGGAAGAGAGCUCUGCUGGCUGCUUGCAUGAAGUGUCUGACGGUCACAUACAGCGCCGACAAGGAUAUGAAAGGAAAUGCGCCAGAGGUGGAGACCGCCAUGGCUUCCCAGUUUAUGGAUCUCCUUGUAAGAGCAGCUUAAAUGCAACGCCGUUAUUUACAAAGCUUUGAACGUCGUAUAUAGAGAUUUGUUUGUGUCCUUGUUUGGUAUUCGUUUCCAGACCUCUAAGACCUCUGUGCAAUCUGACCCUGAACAGCUGGCGUAAUUAAGCCAUAAAUUAGCUUAGUGGAAACCAGAAAUUUUCUUGAACAAGCUAGGUUUUGCUGAGCGUUCAUAUUUCACUUUCCACAUCAUUGUUAGAUAAUAUUGAUGGCAUUUCAGGUUCUAGGGACUACAUCUCUCACGAUUCUCUGUUACCUUCAAAUACAGGGCAUGAUGGAAUUCUAAUACAUUAGGAAUUUCAUAUACAAAGGAUUUAUUCCACUGAUGCCCAUAGCCCACCCUUCCAAUAGAUUACAGAGAUCUAAUAGAAUAGAAACUAUGGAUGUUUCAUACAGACGGGAAACGUUGUAUCCACAUAUUAGGCCUCGCUGAUUUAGUCAAAUUUGAGAUAUGCUACAGUAGUUCCAACAAUUUGCUCUAGAGAAAAGUUAAAAUAGGAAGCAUCUCAGAUCAUCAAUGUUUUAUUUCUGUUCUUCAAUAAAUGUUCGCUUACACUGACCUUUUUUCUGUUUGUUUUUUGUGUGUUUUGCAGCCCUUUGUCAAGGUUGAUGUACGUGAUGAUUGGAAUGGGCUAUUGAAAACUGGACUCAAGUAAGUUAAACAAAAUUUUCUGUUUAUUAAAAAUAAUUUUUUUUUAUCUUUCUCUGGGGAAUACAGCUUGAUUUGCUUCAUCAAAGAUUCAGAUUUGCUUACAGGGUUAAUGAUUAAUGUGCGAAUUGUUGGGAUUUCAAAGUUGAUUUAAAUUUUUUUUUUACUUAAAACAGCCAAACUGAAAACGUUGUAGCUGACUUGAAUCUUUCCAGUUUGUCAAUUUUGGUCUAACAUUAGACAUGUGAAUUGAAUUUCUAUCAGUCUACAUUUCAAUGAAUAACUCCAAUAGCAUAUUUUAAGUGAUACUUUUUUUGAGUAUGUUAAUUUUAUUUCAGGAGUGCAACAGACAUGCAGGCAAUAAGGUUAUGUAAAAAAAUAACCUACAGGAACAUUCACUUGUAGACUUCUCCACUUCUCUCACUUUUCAAAUAGUAAUUUAUAUCCCCUCCUGCUUUUGCACACAGAUACCGUUACAAAGACUGCACAUUUCUGGAUAUUCUUAACGCAGGGAUCAAACAGUGGUACGGUGCAGAUGGUCCGUCCACAAAGGAUUUAGUGCCUUUGCCAGUGAUACACAUGAUGAUAACUCAGCAUUCCUUAUUUUUGCCAACUCUGCUGAGAUCCAAAGAGGAGGAGGAUGUGCACAGCAGGGCGCGGGGUAUUCAUUUUAUAUUUUAAUUUUCCUGUUUAUUUUUUUUUUGUGUGUGAUUUUUCUCUCUUCAUCAAAAAUUUUAAAAUCCAAUCUCUGCAUCAAAAAUGUAAAGUGUUAACAAAGCAUUAUAGACUUACAUACCCCUGUAGUGCUAUCAGUGAUUUUUGUGUUGUAAAAUUGUAAAAUAUAUAAUUUGUAUUCUUAAAGUGAACUUGACUCCAUUAGAGAUGGAAAAAACAAAAAGUAUAAGGUACAAUGUAUUAGAAAUAUAACAUUGAGCCAAAUUUGGCACUAUUACACACACACGCGCACGCACACGGUGACACAAACACAGCUGAUCCGAUAACAUGGCAGAUUGUGGCACGCUUGAUUCUCAGGUCUCUCCCGGUUUGCUAACUUCUAAGUGGCCCAUGGUGAUGUAGUGGCUGGUGUAGGAGUAGUGUGGGUUUUUACCUGCUGGAUGCACCUAUUUCUUGCUGAAGGCGGUAUAAGACAUAGCACAGUGUAUGUGUGUGAAAACUGUACAUUUAGUACUCUACCUUUUGCAAGAAUGUGCAGCAGGCAGUGCACACCUGUUCCACAAUAGCCAAUACCUGCAAUAAAUGUAAUAAAAAAGUUGCUAAGUGUUUAGCUUGUUUGUUUUCCCUUUUUCAUUUCAGAAUUGCUAGUGGAUAUUCUGAGGACUAUCGUCAAGAAGUGUCCUUCUGUCUGUGAUGGUAAUCACUUCGCUGUGUUACUAGGAGCCUACGGAGCCACUCUUAGCAGUACAGGUAAUGGCCUCAAACCAGGGCUUGAAUUUCUGAAUUGGAAAAGUCAUUUGGCCAAUGUAUGGAAAUUCGAGAACAAAAGUACUAAAUGGGGAGUCACCUUGAUUUCCUAUACACAUCUAUGCCCUUUAUUGCUAGCAUAGUUGUUUGAUUUUUUAAAGCUGCACUACAGGCAGCAUAACCUCUACAGCCCAUUGUGGUUAAGGUGUCAGGAGUGCACUGACUCUCCUCUAUAGUAAGUAGUCAAACUGUUUACAAACCAUGCUGUGCCAGCUCAUUGGCUGAGAGCUUCAGGUAAGUUGUGAUUCAGUGUACAUAUCUAUGUCCGGUCAUUCUUAACCCCUUAAGGGGUUAAACAGUGUGACUACUUACUCUGGAUAGGUGCUUGGGCACAAUGAUUGCUACAGUGGGCUGCAGUAUUUAUAGUGCUUGGAGUGUUCCCUUAACGUUUUGCUGCUUUCCAUCUCUACUUGUCGUUUUCUCUCUGUAGAUUAAUUGAGUGUGGAUCAUGAACUUGGCUUGAUUUUCAAAUUAUUUGCAGGUAUCAAGAAAAUCAAAGUAAUUUCAACUAACUAGCAGCCCAUUCUGUGUUGUUGCAAAAAAACAAAAAUUAAAAAAUAAAACUUGAUAUAUUUUGAUCCCUAUUUUAUGGACUCCCAUUGUACUGCAGUACUGGACAUUUUAAUUAAAUCAGAUUAAUGCGCGAUGAUAAACAUUCCACUACUGAAAUGUAAUAUGUUUUUUUGUUGUUGUUUUUUUUUCUUUCUCUCUCCAGAUCAAAAAAUACUUCUCCUUUUACAGUGCUACGAAAUGAAUAAUCUGAGUCUCACUGAGUUCAGGUAAACAAUCCGGGAAAAGCGGGAUAUUUCUGAAUUUACCUUGUUAGUAAUCAGGGAUCCAGCUUUCCAUUCGCCGCUUUUAAGACCUGGCUAGUAGCGUACGACUUCAAACUUUUAACCCCGUAGUAGUCAUAUUUUAUAUUAGUCAAACAUACACUAGCAGUGUCUGUAUCGGCAGCUGUUCUGAGUGGGAAUGGCUCAUUCAGGUGAAAAUGACUUUAGAAUGAUUGGGUGAAAUUCUGUAAACUGUGAAAUGGUUGGGGUGUAGUAAUAGGUAGGAUUUAUAUCACGGUGAGCAAAGAACAGAUCUGUAGAAACGUGUUGCAAAGUUCGGAAAGUGGAGUCAGCAGAAUAAUUUCCUCUGAUUUAAUCACAAUUAUUAUUAGCGUUUAUAUACUGUCAACAUAUUCUGCUGCACUUUACAAUUAUGGAAUGGGGAUAUUUAGGAGACCUUGCUAAAACAAGCUUACGACCUAUGAGCAUCUAUUUGGUGUCUUGCCCAAGAGCAUUUACCAGUGAAGUGGUCCGACCAUGAUUCAAACAUGUUUUUUUGGGUUUCAAGCAGUUAUGUUACCUCUGCUCUUACCGACCAAAUCUAAAAGUAAUUUUCAGGCAACAAAAUUAGCUAAUCAAAUUAUACAAACACUCAUUACUUUUUUUCCACUCUUUAACUAAACCUACUCUUUGUGCCACAUUAAAUACCAAACUGGUUUGAAUGAUUAUGGUCCCAUAUAGCUAGUAAUAUUCUUUGCUCCUAUCUUUCCAGGUUGUUGUUAUGGGGUCCAGCUGCUGUGGAACAUCACAGGACACGUAAGAGCCUGGGGAAGUCCUUGUGGCAGCAGCCGAGCAUGGAAGAGAUUCUGGGUUUGCUGGAUCGAGAGAAGAUGAUGAAAACUAUUAUGAAUUUUCCGCAGCACAGGAAACUCGUUUCCGAGGUCCGUAUUACCUGCUUGUUGCCACAUUUCCUGUGGAAACCUAUUGGAUGUUUCAUGGUCUUGGACAGGUAUAGGCAACCUUCGGCACUCCAGAUGUUUUGGACUACACCUCCCAUGAUCCUUUGUCAGCAUUAUAGGUGUAAGAGCAUUAUGGGAGAUGUAGCCCAAAACGUCUGCAGUGUCGAGGGCCGAAGGUUGACUAUUCCUGGUCUAGGGUCUCCAUGAUCCUCUUGACACCUAUACAGCUUUCUUAUUGGCAGGAAGAAAAUGAAGAACAGUUGUUUGUGUUGUAUGGAAUUAAUAGGCAAUAGGAGCUAAAGAAUUAUUUAUUAAAUAACCUGCUGAGAUAAGAAUGACAGAGCUGAUAUACGCUGAGAGAUCAGCCAAAGUCAUACAUGUAUUUGUGUUAACCAUUCUAAACCUCAACCCUCCUGACAUACGUAUUCUAUUACAGGCUGAGAAGGAACAUGUAUUUGAAGACCCCAGCAUAAAAGAUUUAGAUGAUCUUUAUGAUCCGUGCUUUCUUCUUCCUCUUUUCAGUGAAUUAAUAAGACCAGGUUAGUAGCCACACACAAUUGUAUAAAGAUCAUCUUCUAUGGAUUAAAGGAACACACCAUAGUGCAAUUUGUCUUGUCUUUAGUUUUUGUAAUGUGUUGUUUUGUUUUUUUAAAUAAAUAAUGCAUUGAAACAUUUUUAAAAGCAAUAUACAUUUAAUUAUUGAAUUAUUGGAAAUUAUGAAAAAAAUUAAAUAAAAAAACUUGUUUGUAUUUCAUGCAUUUGCUGCAUCAUUCCUGACAUGUGCAGCUUCUGCAGUGAGCAAAACAGGAAGUGACUCUGAGUGUUCACUUUACACCUACAUCUCAUAAAUAUGGCCACAUGGGUUUCUGAGAGUUUAGCUUGAGUAUCCCCUUUCUGCUGCAUAAAUUAAAUAAGACAUAACGUACUGCAGGUUUAAAGUCAGGGUCCGAAAGAUUGGGUUUAUAGGUAAUUGCGGCUUAUUUUAUUAAAAAAACUAAAUGCUUAAGAACUUAAAUGCUCAAACCCACCAGCACAACCUUCGGUAACCAAACCUAUUCACUGCUUGAGCGGCUCAAGAAAAGUAUAUAAAUUCUUGUUUUAAAGAGCUGAUGUUCUACCUCUAGAUUGGAUCCUUUAUUUUCUAAAUAUGUGUUUGUUUACAUCCCUACCUCGUUUAAUCUGUGUAAAACUGUAUAGGUUUGCUGUUCAUUUAAUUGCGUUCCCUGGCAGGAGCACACAAAAUAUAUAUGACACAAUAAAAAAGCCUAUAUAUCAGGGAACAUCCGAGUUGUCAACCACAAUUGGAAUUGGUGUUUUAAAGUAUGCUUUGUUUCAAAAAUAACUUUAUAGAGUGUGUGGCCCUCUUCUCACUGGUAAUCUGACUGAGCAUCGUAACACCAGUUUUAGACUUGUGUUUUAUUUAUGUUCUGCUUUUGAUUGAACGUUGAUGCAUGUUCUUAAUCCACUGUUUAUCUAUAUAACUAUCGAUGCUGAAAAAGUUAUACUCUGCUUGUGUGAUAUUCCUAGUUAUUAGUCAUGUGGACCCAGUGUAUCCGGUUAUAAAGUGCAAUCUUGCUGCUGCCGUUUCCAAAAUUUGCAGCAACUAUAGGAUAUCAGGAAACAAUGGAAAGGGCAGAGCAAUUUAAUUGUGCACAUUUUAUUUUUUAAAACAUGGAAUGCAGUAGGUAAUACUGGAGGUUAACAACUCUUACUUUUGCCCGGGGUUCUCUGAUGAAAAAGAUCAGGUUGCCGUGCUAUCUGCUGCUUCAGUUCUUAGAAUGUUUUUCAUGCUGUACACAUUCUAUAAAAGUAUUUUUGGUCAUAUCUGAUUAAUGUGUCCUGACAUAAGGCUAAUCAGAACCUAGAUCUACUCAAAAUAUUUUCAUAAUGCUGCCAUGACCAAAGGAAGUUGUUCCAGGAAUCUGCGGCUGGUUCUACGCUUGACUGUCCGUCUUUUGAAGGUUAUUUAAACAAGUGACCGAAUGGAUAGUUUUACUGAAGGACGUAUGUUUUCAUCAUGAAAUGUGUAGUCAUUAUGCUGCUAUUGGUGAAUGUAUGUUAGUGUCUCAGGCUCAGGGUAACGGCAAUAAGACUGAGCGAUUUGACGGCUCUGGAACGCACAUUCGAAGAAGCUCCCUCUGUGUGCAGAUAAAGAGAAACUUUAUAAACCUAUUUCUGUUCUCAGGCCUGUGAAUAUCACACAUCAAAGCACUCGUUAACCUUAAUUAAUCUGAUACUCCCCUAGCAAAGUGCCAUACACGUUUUAGAAUUUUGUAAAACUGCACUUUGGUGACAUCACUGGUAUCCCAGCCAGUUUAUGAAAUCUGCUAGCAGUCUGACCCCCAAUAAGGGAGAACAAAAUGACCCAGCCUCGCUCCAGGACAGUAGUGUAAGAUAUGUAAGUUUUAUUGACUCUUUAAAUAAAAAUAAAAAAACAACAACCCAUAUCUCUACCAGGCAGAGGAACAUGAAGGAAAAUAAAAGAUGCCUUUUGUGUUUGAUGUCCAAAUUACACCUUAUCAAAGACUGAAUAUUUCAUUUCAUUCAGACACAUUCAGUAUUAUGGUAGAACUCUUUCUCGCCCCUCUUUGUUCUCCUCAGUUGCCUGAUAGAAAAUAAACCAUCUAUCUGGGACCCUGCAAACCUGAUCAUUGCUGUCCCAACACAAUGACAUGGGAAUCCAUUUUUAGUUUGUGACCCAGGGGGCCAUCCACUGCUUUAGACUCUACCCAUAUUUCUGCUUUGCUUGAAGUUGUUUGCAUCCAGUAAUGUAACUCAGAUUUUAUAUAUUUUGCAUAGGAGUUAACCCUUUUAGUGUUUGAUUUUAUUUUUCUUUCUGUCUAUCUGCAUGCUGUUUUGUGACCCCUUUAGUAUAUUAUAAAUUCUCUCUUGGCUGAUGAACAUUCCAAUCCUAUCCGACACUUCUCUUUUAUUUAAUCCUUCUCAGAGCUGGUUGUGGACUGUGCAAAGUUUGUGGAAAUGAAUGCCCUGGGACUCACUGUAGCUGCACUCAGCAGCUAUGAUUAUAACAUGAGAGCGGCUGCAUACUACAUCCUGGGAUCCUUCGUCUCUCACAUGGAAGGCGCUCGUUUCAGAGAGAAGAAGCAGGUAAGUGCUAAGAGUUAAACCUUUUUUCAUGGAACAGUUAUGAGACAUUUUAAAGCUACCAUGGUUAUUCAGCCAUUAAAUUGUUGGAAAUUCAACAGGGAAUCGUUGGAAUUCUGCUAUUUUCUCCAAAUUACUAUUUUGUUUACAAGUUCACAGUCCCCUUGUCAAUUCCCGACAGUUCACUUCAGUGAUAAGCCUGUAUGUUUCAAUUCAGACAGUGUGUCAAUUAAUUCUAAUAAAUUGAAAACAGAAUGUCAAAAUUUUUAAAAGUCUGCUAUUUCAGGCUAAAUUUUUCAGUUUGAUUUUUUUUUUUCAGUUCACUACAAUCCAGUGUUUUGGGACCAAACCCCACAAUGGUUCUUGUUUCCCCUAGAAUAAUUUCAUUUUUAUUAAUUGGCCGACAAAAUUGUAGUUGUCCAAGUAUUGGUGGCACUCUCUAUAAACUGGCACCAAUGUAUGUUGGAUCUUCCCAUUCUCUUUCAAGCUUUGAAAUUUGCAAUUCCUUUGGCUCUUUCCCCUGAAGAGUCAGAUGCCGCUUGUCCAUAAAUAUAUUAUUAACCUAGAGACCCCUGCUCCUUCCCUUAUGGUUUGUGUGUAGUACUUUGCAGAAUACAGCAAUAUCUACAGUUUUCUCAGGACUCCUUAAACCUGUGACUACCAGCCUUUGCCAUGUCCUAUUGUUUACUCCCACCUUCUACUCCAGACUCAGUGCAGAGUCUAACCUUUUCUAAUCCCUAAUCUGCAUCUCGUUCCUUGUUACAUUCUUUUUUCUUUUUCCAACCACUGUUUGGUUUUUUUCUUCUUCGCAACCACCCCAUUUUAUUUGUACAACCUGUUCUCUCCCUGCUUAAUAUUUCUCACCCUUAAAGGAAUGCUCCAAACACCGGAACGAUGCAGCCCACUGUAGUAGCUAUGGUGUCAGAAAACACCUGGCAUUGUCCCACAGUAAGAUGUCAAACCAUUUUUGCCUAGUUUGACAAAUUAAACUGGGUCACACCAGGUGCUGCAUCACAUCUUAUCUUCUCCACAAGAGAAGCCAAAUGUCACCUCACAGCAAAUCGGAACUAUAAUCCUUGACUGAGCGCUGGUGUUUGGAGUGUCCCUUUAAUCCCUUAAGGACACACAACGGAAAUAUUCCAUCAUGAUUCCCUUUUACUUCUGAAAUUGUGUUCUUAAGGGGUUAAUCCAUACAUAAUUUCCAAAUGCAUAUCACAUUCCCUCUUUAUUUUCCCAACUACUGCCUUUCUUUUUUCUUUUCUCAUGUAUUUAGCUUUUCUUCAACCCAAGUUUUUUCUUUCAGUCUUCUAUGUCCAUCUAGUGACCCCAUAUUUCUCACCGUCGUCCUCAUUCUUUCCCUCUUGUCUCUUUUUUUUUUUCAUUUUUUCUAUAAACUUUCCUCUCCCCUAGCUAGGAUUUACCUGUUGUUUCACAACCAUUGUUUCUCUUGAAUCUAAUCUUGCCUUCAUUUCUCUAUAAUGUCCUUUACACAUUGCCUUUCUUCCCAAUUUAAUGUCUCUCGUUUAUGCUUUAACAAGUUAAGAUAGCACUAUAUACUAAUUUACAAUUUACACAUUUUAUCUACAAAAUUCUUCAUUGAGAAACCCCGUUCUGAAAAAAAAAUUUUUCAUUGAUCUGGUCAUUUAUGGAUUUGAUUCACUGUGCCUUAUUUCUCCUAUGCUAUAGCUGCAAUAUUUCUUGGACAUUAUAAAGAAUGGACUCCGUAAGCAGAAUCAGCGGUUGACAUUCUUAAUAACCCUUUAUGUCGCUAAAGCCGCCCAACAGAUUCUCAGACCAGGUAAGAUGUUUAUUGUGAAAAAUAAUCUCCGUACUGUCAAUCACUAAACAUUAUCACAUUUAGCAAGCUGUCCUAUUUACAUUUCUCUAAAUCUGUCUUUUUAUGUUUUCUAUUGGUUAGAGUUUACAUCUCUAAGGGUAGAGAGGCUUUGUUAGUGACCGUUCCCCUUUCUUCUACCCCAGUAAAUUCUACCGGAGCCCCUCACCCCCAACACACACACAAGUGCUCAUGCUUUAUUUCUUGUGUUGGGGGGGGGGGAGCUAACCUAGAACUUAAAGUUUGUUUUUACCAGGCUCCUUAACCCCUUAAGGACACAUGACGUGUGACCUGUCAUGAUUCCCUUUUAUUCCAGAAGUUUAGUCCUUAAGGGGUUAAAGCAACAAAUUAAUUUCUGCAUUGAUUAAUUAUUAAUUAAAAUGGUUUGAUAGAUCACUCUGGGAAAGCGCCAGGAGACUCCUGGCCAAAUUGUAGCUAGAGCAGAUUUUUAUAUUCUGUAAAAUAUUGGCCAGCUCGUAAUAACCAUUUCGUCCUCCUUGUUCUCCAACAGAGGAACACAUGUACAUUAAGAUAUCAAAGUUCAUUUUGUCACAUCAGGAUUUGCACAUGAAGAAAGUUCCAGAUUUCUAUAAACUGUUCUACAGCUUCGAUAUAGAGGUAGAGUAUUAUCUGGUAUCGAUGUUCUCUGUACAGGUUUAUGUUUAUCUAUGUCAGUUUGUACAGUGUUGUGAUAUUAAUCUGUAGAAUGUCUUAUUGUGAAAUAUUAUCUGACUUCUAUACAAUAUUAUCUGUUAUCUAAACAGGUUUAUAGCAUAUUAUUAGAUCUUUUUCUGUCUGUUAUUAUCUGUGUAGUAUUAUCAGGUGUCUCGCUCUGUGUCAUGUUAUUUGUUUUUAAUUUGCAUUUAAGUAGUGUUCCGAUUUCUGUGUGUAGAAUGUUCCCUGAUGACUCUGUCACGUAUUAUCUGUAAUAUAUCUGGAGACUAUUAUCUGAUAUUUUGUCAGAUGUUUUUCUAAAAUGUAGUCUGCAGAGAGUUUCCUGUUCUAUUUCUGUAGAUUAUGUGUUAUCUAGUUGUGUAUUAUUUAAUAUCUUUAACGUAUUAUUUUAUAUCGGAGUAUGACCUGAUAAUUGUACGUUAUUAUUUUAUAUGUCUGGGGUAUUGUCUCUUAAUUGUGUGGGUUCUCCCUGAUAUCUGCCUGUGUGGUAUUACCAAUCACCUGUUUGUUGAUCACAUGAGAAUUGUAAUGCAUUAUGUAGAGCUGACAGAUCUAGCUUAUUUUCUGCACACACAUUACUCCUGCCGACAGGCUGAACAUAGAACCCGCUGUCUUGUGGUAUAUAGCAUUCGUGUGCUGCAAGAGGGAAAUCAAGUCCGUAAUCGGUGUAUUAUCUAUUCAUUAUCUGCAGUGUGCUCCCUGAUAUCUACCUAUUCUGUUAUCUGUAUUUCUGUUAUCUUUUACAAGUGAUAUGAUGUCUGUAGAUAUAUGUAAAAUAUUUGGAAUACUUCCUGUAGAGUGCUCGCUAUGAAGAGUUACACCAACCAAAGAUUUAGUUGUAACCCUAGCUAGCACGGACUCCACCCCUUCCCUCUCCCCCAAAAAAUAAAUAGAAAUAAAUUAAACUUAUCAUAAUUCCUGUAACAAUGCCAAGUUCUCUCUGCAGCCUGAUCCUUCUCCUCAAACGUACAGACUCCAAGUACCAUGACCACUUCAAAUAUCUGAAGUGGUCAUGGUUCUUGGAGUAACCUUUGAAACUUUGUAUAUUAUGCCUUGCCUGUAGUGUAUCACCUAAUAUUUAUCAGAGUAUUCUCCUACAUCUUUCAUCUGCCUGCAGUAUUUGUAGUCUGUUCUCUGAUGUCUAUCAUUCAUUUUUUGACAUCCAUGUUUAUCCUUUCGAUAUGUGAUUGCAAACACCAUUUCCUGUGUUAAUGAUAUUUGAAGAUAUUUUUAUGUGAUUCCUCUUCUGCAACUGUCAUUAGUCUAAUACUAUCCUUACCUUUUUGUGUCAUUUUACCCCACUCCCUCUAGCAUGUGAGCUCAUUGAGCAAGGCCCUCAGCCCAUCUGUUCCUGUGUGUCCAACUUGUCUGGUUACAACUACAUGUCUGUUCGUCCACCCAUUGUAAAGCGCUGCGGAAUUUGAUGGUGCUAUAUAAAUCACAUAAUAAUAAUAAUAAUGUACAUUUAUUUAUGUAUUGUUUCUGACAGCACAAAUUGGAGCGUGAGUGGAUACUAACAUUUAUGAGGGAUGGACUUCGGGAUAAAUACUGCUACGAACUGUACGAUUACCAGAGAAUUAUUCAGAUCAUAAUGACUUUUUAUAUCAGUCCGUUGUGCGAUGAAGCAGCGCAGGUAAAAAAUACAAUCCAUUAUUUUGCAAACACAGAAGUGCAUUUCUCCCCCCCCACACACACACACACACAUAGCAAAAUAUUACAUAGUAUUUGAUUGGCUGGUGAGUUUAUAGAACUGAGGACACGUAACACAGUAUAUUAAAUUCCGCUUUUCCAUAGCUCAGUGUUUUGCAAACCAGUUCUCAUGACCAAGCAACAGUCCAGGUUUUGUCAGUGUCUCCAUUGGAAUAAGAUAGGGAAAUACAUAAAUCCUGGAUUGUUUGUGAGUCCUGAGACACAGCCCUAGACAGUUGCUUGUAAGCACAUUGUUAAACCUACAGUAUCUGUGUUAGGGAAAUUGUCUGUCAUUGACCAUUACCCUGUCUGUGUACCUACCAAUUGCUUACACCUUGUUAGAGCUGUAGCUGAUAGCAAAUCUGUCUGCUCCUAAAAGUAAAUGAAAACUAAUAGAAAAAAUAAAUUGUAUGCAUGUAAUCUGAUGUGGUUUACUCCUAUUUUAUUCAGAUUUUAUUUUCUUCCAGAACCUAAUCUUGGAGAUAUUGCUGAAUGCAUCUACCAUCAUAAAAGCUGCAUACCAGCUCAUCCGGGACCACAGCUUGUUAACCUGGAUACUCAAUAUCCUUGAGAAACGGUAUGUUAUAAGCUCAGCCUUUUACACCUCUGUAUAGGGACCCAUUUUGUCAUUUUAGUAGAACAGAUCGGGUUUGUCUGUCUGGCUCUUCUGAUCUAACUGAUUUUCAAUCCUAAUUAAAUUGAUGCAUCUCAUUAGUGUAGUUUAAGUAGCUUACCACUUUAAACUACCAAUACCAUCCUGUGUGUUUAACUAUAACUAGCUUUCCACUUACCUCGCCAAAAUAAGCAAAUGCAUUUACUAAAUUUAUGUAUACAAUACAACAAUAAGUCCGCGCUAAUCAACAAACAAUAUGUAGACAGGCAGCAACCCUAACGAAGGAAAUCCCUCCAAACCCUUCAAUAAGACAAAAGAACAGUACCAAAAAAAUGAAGUAGGGCUUCGCUAAUGAAACUUGUAGAGAGUAAAAAAAAAAAAAAAUUAAUAAAUAGUUCAAAAUAAAGUCUCACUAGAACAGCAGGAGAAGGUCAAAGGUACUUGGGAAGACUCUUCUUCAGGGAUGGGUACGUCAGAGUGGCUCAGGAUAUUCGUAUAUAUAUGGAGACAAGAAGGAGAUACGAAGGCAACCAAUAGUGCAAUAAGUCAAGAUCCAAGAAUGUGAUGUAUUUAUCUUAUUCUAAUAUGCAUAAUCUGCUAACAUUCAGAUAUCUCAGUAGUUUGUCUAUAUAUUCACUUUGGUUUACAGUAGAAUAAUUUAAUAUAUUAGCACAUUAUUAUUUUCUGGUUUAAAAAGCAUGAGAUGAUAUAUUUAAGAGUAAUAACCCAUCAUUCUCUAUUCCAACUCACUGGAAUUAAAAUGAUCACUGAUUCUGAAAAUUCCAUUUCACUAAUGCAUCUUUUUUUUUUUUUCUUCCUAUGAAAACUUUUUCAGAUUUCUCGAGAACAAUACAUUGGCCAGCAUCAUUUCACUAUUAAACAACUUAUGGGUAACAAAUCUGGGAAAUAAAGAGAGUCCGCUGACAGCUGAUGCGCAGAGUAACGAAGAACCUCUAGAGAAGCAAAAGUUCCUCCCUCUCCAGUUGGUCAAUGAAUUUCUCAACGUAUCAUUGUCAUUGCUCAGACAUAUCCGGUAGGUCGUGUUCCCCUAUCUUUAUUCACAGAAGGAGAAGUCAUGGCCAUGAUGGCAUGUCUUCAAGAUUUCAAACUCAUGAGUGCCAUAGCAAAGAUUACCCUGCAGAAAUAGUUACACCGUGGCACUAUGAGUUAAUAAAACAGCUUGUAGAAUAUGAAGAUAUUUCUUAAGUACCGUCUUCUGUAUUGUGUUAAAGUUUUUUACCUUAAUCCCAAAAUUUUUCGGAGUGGACCGCGUUAGGGAAAUUUAAAAAACGAGAAGUAGACAAAUACUGUAUAUUAUUCUUGUCAUCAUUAAUAAUAAGAGGAAAUGUCACUUUGUAUUCUUUGCGCAAUCAAGUAGCUUACUAAAAAAAAAAAAUAUUUUUAAUUGGUUUUAUUUCUUCAUAUUCUAAAUGACACAUUGUGUAAAAUAGUUAACUCUUAAUGUGUUGUACACAUUGCAUAUGGAAUUUCACUGUUCGACACACCUCAGAAGGAAACACUCAGGGAGAAGAUAUAGACAUGCAUAUUCUGUGUAUCACUUUGUUGUAUAAGUAAAGGUAUAAUUGGCCUGACAAGUCACGUAUGUCUGCAUGUGUUGAGGCUUUCGUUUACACUGCUGCGUUUUUUCUCUUAUUUAUAAAUACAAGUGUAAUAAAGUACAAUCAUACAAUUCAUUUUAUACAUUUUAUUUAUUACUCUGUUUUGUAACAGGCCGAACUUAGAUUCUGACCACCUGAACCAGUAUUUUAGCACUGUAGGUUCUGUAUUGAGACAUCGCUCAGUGGUUCUGAGGGCCUUUAAAGAGAUGGGCAGAUUUGCUGUAAAUGAACAGAUCUUAUCCAAUAUGGACAUCCUCCUUUUUCUGCACAAGUGGAGCGUGAUUGAAAGGGACCUGGAACUUCAACAAAGUCUGACUGCCCUGGCUCAAGAACAUAAAGUGAAAGAAUUGCUGAGUAUGUGUACUGCCCUGUUACUAAUUCAUUGAAGUUUGACACAGUUGAAUUAAGGGGCAUUUUUUACAUUUCUUGCAAUAUCUGAUGGCCCGUCUAACCUAUCUAGCUGGUGAUGUGUGCAGCUGAUCACACACAUCUUCUCAGUGCAGCCUUUCAUACUGUCUGCAACAUUAUAGACUGUGCACCCCUACAACACCAACUGUCAAUGCAGAACCAGUGAGUGAGGAAUACAGUGGAGUUUUACAUGGAAUGUAUUUUCAAAAUGUAUUCAGGUUAUGUACGCCAUGUGUUUUAACUAGGCAUGUAAUGACGGAAAUCGUUAUUAUGGGUUUUUGGGGGGUGGGGGGGGGGGGUAUUUAUUUUUUAUUUUAUUUUUUUUACAUUCUGCUGUCUCUGGCUUUUUGAUACUUUUGAUUAUCGGUUCCCUUUUCCAAGCAUAGUAAUGCUACCCUUGGAGAGAUGUGUUUUCUGUUGGCUGAUGUCACUGCCACUACGCACGCAUCCUAUUUUCAAUUUUCUAGCGUAAAGAUACUGAAACAUACAUGUUUUUACAUUUUUUUUGAACAUCCACAUGUCCACUGUUAAUUAGCAUUGAUUUCUUCUUUUUUUAUAACUUUUUUUUCUUCCGUAGGCAAUAUUAAAGAGAAAUGUAAACCACAGGGAGUCCAGCAACGCAGGAAGAAGACAAACACUGAAAACAAAGCAAGUAUUGAAGAAGUUCUUCAUGUGUCCACUUGUGGAAUAGUGAGAGCGCAUAUGAAAUCCAUUUUGAUCCAUUGGGAACCUGUUUUUGCAAAUCAUUCCUCGGUAGUGACUAAAGAUCAGUGUGAAUCAGUGGAUGAUCCUAGCCAGUUAACCACAGACGAUGAUAAAACUUUAGACAACCGCAGGGACAUCAAUGACCUUGUGUGCGCCGUGGCCUGCCUUGUAGCAAAGUGGAUUUUUAAAGCCGAAAGUGAAUGUACCGUGAAUACAUACGAAAGUUACAAAUCGAUCCUGUGGUUUAAAUGUAGCAUCCUGCCACACUCGGCCGUUGUGCUCGAGCUUCUGAAAGACACUUCAUGGAGAAACAUGAUUUUCAAGCUCUACAAUAGAAUGUGCAGUGAUUCACAAGUGGAGACUACCAGCCUUGAGCUGCUGCAUGUAUUUAACGGAGUUAUGGAACAGUUAACUAAGACUCUGAAUUUGGGCAAAGCAUCAUACCAUAAUGCCAUUAAAGAUCUCUGCUUGCUUUCUGAUAAAAAGAUUGACGAGAAAAGAAGAGGUAAGUAAAUAUCUGUGAUCGAAAGACUUAUUUUCAGUGGGAAACAAAUCUAGGUCACAUAUGCAAUUUUUUUUUGUUCGUAUUCUAUAAAUGUAAGUGCAGUAAACCAUUUGAGUGGAUGAUCUGAUCUUAAAGGAAAUCUGUAGAGUGUAGACCCUAAAACAACUUUAGUUUAAUAAAGCAGUUUUGGCGUGCAGAUCAUAACUCUGCAGUCUAACUGCUCAAUUCUCUGCCAUUUAGAAUCACUUUGUAACUAGCACAGCCUUCUUAAACACUUCUUGUAAAGAGAAAUCAAAUUUUUAAUUUUCCUUUAUUGCACAUUCUGUUUAAUUUUGAAUUUUGUACCUUCUGUUCUGUCAGUUGCUUCCUUGACUUUGCUGGAGCCUCCAGUGUGUGAUUAAAGCUCAAUUUACAAAGCAGGAGUUAACAUCUGAUUGAAAAUAUAUACAUUUUUUUUCAUGCAGGCUGUGUCAGUCAGAGCCAAGGGAGAUUUGGCCAGGGCUGUAUAAAUGGAACAAAGGUAAUUUAACUUAUAAAUGGCAGAGGAUUGAGCAGUGAGACUGCAGGGGCAUGUUCUAUACACCAAAACUGCUUCAUUAAGCUAAAUUUGGUGACCAACGUUUUAGUGUCCCUUUAAAAAUACUGCAUUAACAAGCCAUAAUAAACCUGUUGACCAAAUAUUGUUUAGAAUCCCAUCUACAUAACAUCCGAGCUAGCUGUAUUGCUAGUUUUUAAUCUCUGUGCCAGCAGAUCACGAGUAAUGGAUAAAACAUAACUGUUUAAAUAAUCCAUCAUCUAUACACUUGCGAGGGGUUUGGCUAUCUCAAAAUGUUAAUAAAAUCUCCAAAAUGUAAAAAAACUGAAAAAGGCCCAAACAUUUAAAAAAAAUAAAAAAUACAAAAUGUCUUUAAACAUUUCCCUUAGAAAGAAACUGGAUGCACAGCUGCACAUGAGCUCAACAAGAUUAUAAAACUGGAAUUUUCAUUACCAUGUUUUUCAAAAGAUAAAAUGUAAAACAAAUACUUGUGCUAUUUUGAUUUUGCUGUUGAUCCAAAAGAAGGCAUAAUACCCAGUCUGAAGCGCUUCCAAUUUUGCAAUAAACUAGGAAAAAAAUCCUUCUUGACCCCAGAAUGUCAUUCAGAUAUUUCCUUGGAUCAAGAAUAUAUUACCCCACUAAUUAAACAGUAUAUCCCUAAAUAUUAUGUUUUUGCAAGUAUCCAUCUAGUUGCUAUUUGAACAUCUGUACAGAUUCUGAUAAAACAGUCUCUUCAGGCAGAGAAUUCCAUAUCCUUAUUGUUCUUCUAAAAACCCUUUCCUUUGCCUUAGCCGAAAUCUCCUUUCUUCCAGUCUAAAUGCGUGAUAUUGUGUCUUGUAUAGUCCAUUUAUUGACCCAACUAAUUUAUAUAGUUUGUUGUUGUUGCAUAAUGUGUUAUUAGUUUGGCAUUUUACAAUCCUGUUAAAAGUUCACGAUGUUUAUAAGAGGUGUAAUUUCACAGGUGAGCAAUCACAGAUGAGAAACCGCUACAGGAAAUAUUUCACUCAACGUCACACUUUUAGUAAUGCAUUGGGUUUUAUUAUCUUAUUUAUACCUGCCUGCAUUAAUAUACUAAAAAGUGUCUUAGGUUUGAAACAUUGACUUGCUGUGUUUUGUAUUUUCUUUCCAGCUGCUGGUAAUUUCUUGAUGUUUCUUUACAUUGUGGACGUCUGGCUUGGUGACAAAUCGACAGAUCUGUUUGGAACUCAUGUGAAAAGUGUAUGUGAGUCAGUUGACGUAAACAUUCCUAGCUCUGCGAAAAAGACUCCAGAACUGAAGAAGGAAGGAGUUCAGAAUGUGAUUGUAUCACUUUGUAAAGAAUUGUCUUCAUCUGUGGUCCCCACUUGACAUGAACUGCAUUAUUAGCCAAAGUGGGUUUCAGACCUGACCACGUUUAUGAACUGAAUCAUGUGCUCAGCAUCUUCAUUCUGGAACCUAUAGGGUAACUCCAGGAACCAUAAAGACUUCACCUUAAUGAAGUUGUUUUGGUGUCUGUAGGUCAUGGAUUCCAUUAUAGCUUAUGGGUUUAAACCAUUUUCAAAUAUUCUAACCCCAAUUUCAUGUUGAUGGCCCCCUUCUGCCUCCUCCGUCUGCCCUGGUUCCAAUGCAAAGUUCUCUGGGUGCAUUGAUGGGCUGAGACCCUCAGCAGCUCGUUGUGGUGGAGUCCUAAGUAAAGACCUUAUGGGUUAAAAAAGUUAAUAAAAAUCUAAACCUCAUCUGGUCCAACUUUGCAGGCUAGCUAGUUUUGCCGCCUACUAAAACUGAUCAGAACAUCUGAAUUAUAAAAUGUUAGGAGAGUGGAGAUCUUUAGAUUGGCAUGACUCCAAUGUCUCCCCUGCCAAGAGCAAGUAUGUAUUUGAAAGUAUGUGAAGGAAUAAGAUAAGUGCCUAUGAAUAUAUAGAUUGUUAAUGCCUCUACGAUCUACUACAAUAUCUUGUGAGUUACAUUUUAUUCACAAUUCUUUUUGUAAAAUAAAAAGCUUCUAAUAGUGCACUAUUGAUGGUUUUUAUCCUGUUAUUCAGCUGUGCAUGAGCUUCUCUCUUUUACCUCUGAGAGAAGUAUAUUUUGGUUGUGGCUUAAUGAAUCCCUCGCCUUUUGCUCACCCCCUUUUUUAUGCCUGCUCCUUGUACAUGAUCCUCUAAACUAUUCCCACUGAUGCCAGUAUGAUCAUUAUAAUAAAAUAGUUACAUAAUCUUUUUCCAUGUUAUGCUGUGAGGUACAGCCUACAAUCCUCUCUAUACGAGUGGCCGGGGGUCAUUUGCUCUGCUUCCCCCUCCUUGCCGGCUCUCUCCUGUCUAGGAGUAUAAGUGUCAGCCGAGAUUAUUAAUUAACAAAGGGAUUGUUAGUACAUUGAACAGGCAUGGUUUGUUUUACGCCAAAAUAGCCAAGCUGGAGAAAUAGCUGAUAAUGAUGUGUGUGUUAGACAAUGUGGGUUGGUAUAAGUGAUGUGGAAGUGAGGUUGGGGUAUAUUACAUGGUACGUGUGCAAGCGACUGAAUAUGGUAAGUUGGUUGGGUGUGUAAAUUACUGGUUGUGUAGGGGGACACAUAAAAGGGUGUGAUUAAAUGGUGAGUUGUAUAUGACAGUGUGUGUGUUUAUAUUGUGAGUUGGAUGUAUAUGACAGAUUGUGUGUGUGUGUGUGUAGAUGGUAGGUUGGAUUUAUAUGACAGAUUGUGUGUGUGUGUGUGUGUGUGUAGAUGGUGAGUUGGAUGCAUGUAUGGCAUGGUGUGUGUUUGUGUCAAAGAGCCUAGUUAGUGAACUAAGAGCGAAUUUAUGACUGUGUAAGUGUCAGUGAAGUGACAUGGGAGAGGCAGAGUGUGUGCUUAUAGAUGUGAGGUAAGGUUUUUGGGACAGGAUGACUGUGAGGAUGGGUGGCGGGGGGAUAUAUCAAUUCAGAUGAAUUGCAGUAGCAGCAACAGGCAAUUUUUAUGCCAUGUGUUGUCGCAGGGCUCCCAGCACUGACUGUAUUUUAUAGCUGGCAGCUGGAUCUCUGUCUGUUUCCUGGACUGUACAUUGUAGCAACUGUGAGCUCGGGAUCCAAUCCCAGCGGGGAGCUGCAGCAGCAGUUGCUAGGAGAAGAGGAGACUGAAAACGGCAAAGAAAUGAAAACCAAGCAACGCGACUUGGGGCUGCAAUGAAAAAAAGAAAAUAAAUAAUAGUAAUAAUUAAAAAAGAAGAUUCCAUACAGCACUGUUGUUGCAAUGCCCCUGACACAGUAUAAACCUUGCACCCGAUGC
Pelobates cultripes (western spadefoot toad) is the source of this 48545-nucleotide messenger RNA. NCBI's taxonomy places the organism in Eukaryota, Metazoa, Chordata, Amphibia, Anura, Pelobatidae. The record is from the annotation of a GenBank genome assembly.